GGAAACUUCUCCCAAGAGCCAUGAGAGUUAAAUGUUCAGAGGAAGCAUAUCUCUGAACAGCAGUUGUGGGCUUGCUGCACAAUGGGAACAACGGACGGAGGAGGCCAGCUGUAGAGGCAGCAUUGGAUCUGCCGUCUUUAGGGACGCUGCCGCCCGAGGCAGUCGCCUCACCUUGCCUGAUGAAUGGGCCAGUCCCCAUGAGCGGUUUCGGUGCUGGCUUUGAGCAUGACGGUUUCAAAGAACCGCAACUGAGAAGGUGCAUUGCAUUUGCUGGAGUCCCCGCCUCCCCGCCCCCCAAAUCGUUCCCACGCAUUUGAACGGUUGCCAUUGCGAGGUGGCGGACUCUCCUUCUUCGGAGGCUUUUAUGCAGAGGGUGGAUGGCCGCCUGUCAUGGAUGCUUUGGCAGAGAUUCCUGCAUUUCACGAGGCUGGACUAGAUGACCCUAGGGGGAGUUCCUCCUAACACUAGGAUUUGCAACGGGACCUGGGAACGCGGACGAGAAUGCCCGCUGGACGUGCCCACAGAGAACCGGAAGUAUUGAGCACCGGCUCGUUUUCACCACCUCUUUGGUUUUACAAUGCCUUUGUGCUUGGGAGGCCGUUCCUCCUCCCCUCCCCUUUCGCACCUUGUGCGCAGGCGCAAAGCGCGCGCCGCGCAGGUUGGGCGGCGACGCACGCGGCUCCCGAUACGCUCUCUUUCCUCCUUCCCUCCCUCCCUCCCGGCGUCGACGGACGGACGGGCCGGCGGCGCGCAUGCGCCGUAGCGCGUUGCCGUUGCCGCCGCCGUUGCUGCUGUGUAUGCCCGUCCCUCUCUUUCUCUCAGUCGCUCGCCAUGUUGUUGUGAGUCUCCCUCACGGCGGCGAGGGUGGAGGAGGGGGAGGGACCACGACGGCGGCGGCGGGGGGAGGAGGGGGAGGCGGGAAGGCGUCGGGGUGGCUGGGUAAUUAUAGGUGAAGGUGUACCCGGAGGAAGGAGGAGGAGGAAGAGGAGGAGGAGGAGGAGGAGGGAGCCCCCCCCCCCGUGUGUCCGUUACAGGCACACUAGCCCGUGAGUAUUCGGCUGCUGAGGCGAUGGGAUGAGGUGGGUGGGGGAGGGGAUGGAACGGCCCAUGGAACGGCGGGGGGGGAGCGCGAUUGAGGGAGGAGCAGGAGGGCGAGUCCAUUAUUAUCCUCGCCCGUCGCACGGUCGCUCACCCACGUCCUAUUGUUUCAGACCCGGGGAUUGGAUUGGAGUAUUUUUUGGGGGGGGGGGGAACACAGACAGACAAGGAGAAGAGGCCGCUGCUGCUGCAGCUGCUCCGGGCCUGAGCGCACGUCUUCGGUGCCCUCUGUCUCCACCCCCCCCCCACACACCAACCUCUUUCUCCGGCCCUCCCUUUGUGUUGGCGAGCACUAGGCCCGUCGGGCAGGCCCUCGCUGCUGGAGGCGGCGGGGAAGCCAUAGGGAAAAGCGGGGUGGAAAGAGAGGAGGAGGAGGAGAAGAAAGGAGGGCGCCUGUGUGGGUGUGGUGCUUGCUUGCUUGCUUGGAAGCAAAGAGAGGAAGGAGUCAAUAUGGUGCUGAGGACGACGUCUGCACGGCGGGCGGGCUGCUGUGUCCUGAUCCGGGCAGCUCCGUCUCCUGCUUGUUUUGUUUCGCCCUCUCCGUUUUAAAACGUCUCGUUUUGCUUCGUCUCUGCCAAGCGGGGAGCUCGAGACAAGCGAGAAAGAUAAUUUUGGAAGUGGGUGGGGCAGUGUGUUGUGAAAGAAGGGGGAUUGUAAGAGGGAUUUCCCCCCCUGUUUUUGGUAUUGGGGUGGGGGAGAAAUAUUUCCGUUUCUCCUCUUUAACAGAGAGGGUUAGGGGAAUGAAUAGGGUUUGUGUAGGUUUGCCCCCCCCCCCAUCGUGUUUGAAGGUCUGCUAUUGUGGGGCAGCAAAGAGGCGAGAGAGGUUUUUUUUGGAGGUGCCAGCCAAAGGACUGUUAACCACAGCAAAGAACACGAAGCAAAAAGGUUAAAUCUUUGCCUGCAGAAACUGGUCUGACACGCUCAGCCUAAAUUGGUGAGCCUUCUGCUGUGGGACUAACAUAGUAGCGAGGAGGCUCUGAACUGUGGGGUGUUUUACGGAAAGUGGGUAUCGUGGAUGGGUGCUUGUUGUGGUGUUGGUUCCUUCUAGCCAGGGGACUGUAUUUGAUGGAUUGGUAACCUGAGAAAGGAGAGAGAUGUAACAAAAGGGUGCCCAGAAGGGAAAUGGCAACUGAAGAAGUGGAGAUGGUAAACAGGAACAUUCUUCUGUUACACUGGCUCAAGGGGAGGGUGUGCAAAGGAAAUAUGUAGACUUACUUAUUGCACAGUAUGUCUUAAAACAUUCAUUGACAUAGUAAUCCUGGUUCUGUGGGUUUUGUCAGUUCUCCCUGUAGAAGAAAGAGUCUGGAUGCCCCUUGUAUAGUGUACACAUGAUUCCAGGUGAGGAAAUAGGUUACAAAUUGAUGGGAUUCUCUUGAUUGGAAGACGCUUGAGAAGGUGUUUGGAUCUGCUGGAAGCAUCCAUGUGGCUUAAAGUGUGAGUCCUUGGGAUUUGUUGAAAGGCCAGCCAAAGAGAUGCCACAGGGAAUCUGGAACAUGGUGACUUGGAAAUUAGUCUAGUUAGGAAGAAUUUGUGAGGUGAACUUAUUUUGGUGUCUGGGGAAGAAAAACUUAGCACGUCUCUGUGGGAGGAUCAGCAAGAAGUGUGGUGAAGGCCGCAAGAGAAGUCAGCAAAACAGAAACUAGUGUGGGGGAACUGUGAACAAGUUUGGUUAUUGGAGGUAUGGUAAGAUGCUGAGUAGAAAAAAGGGAAAGAGUUGGAUAUGCAAGACACGUGGUGGUCAUACAGGCAGAUUUUCUCUUGUUCAGUAGAAGGUUUGAAUAAUGUGCCUUAGGAAAAAAUGUAAAUAUAGUACCUGUGUGAGGAAGCAGUUUGCAUGAAAUGAGUAACUGACAUUUGAUUAUACAUUCUGGUAAAUGUGGUUUCACAUACAGCGUUUCCCCCCUUUUAGUCUUUAAGGAAACAGUUUUUUAGGUAGGGUAUGUGAGUUUAAGUGUUGACUUCCUCUGCAGCAAAUUAUAUUGGAGCAUGCAACUUUUCAGACCUAUCAGUGCAUUAUACAUUUCUGUUGUAUAUUGAGGAGGACUAAUUGACAGUCUGUUCAUUUUUAUUAAGCAUGAUAAACAAGCAUAUGUUCUAGUGUAUUUAACACUGUAAUGAGUUUUGAGAAUACUUUUCCUCCCAAUUCCAGAUCAGUGAUAGGAAGGUAAAAUUCCAGAGUUUAAAAGAAAUAUUUUAAAAUAAAUAAAUAGCUUUGAUUCUCUGGCAGGUGGUGAAUCUUUUUGGCUCCAUGGGACAGAUCCUUAUCAGAAUCAACCCUGUGGGACAAAUUUGACAGGUAGGUGGGGCCACCCACCUCUCAAUCAAAUGUCAUGAUGAGGUCAUGUUCAAGGUGCUUUGAAGUACAGACUUCAAAACAACUUGGAAGGUGCUGCUGAAUCAGAAAGGGGUUUAUGACCUAUAUGCAAAAAAAAACCCCCAACAACAACAAUCUUCUGGAGACAGUGAGGCGGCUUCCUCAGAAGGCCUCUAACAUUUCAGCUCCUGGAACGAAGGAACCUCUGUGCCUUCUGUCCACUACUUUGCCACAGGAAACAAUGGAAGAGACUGAAAGGAGCUUAUCUGGGUGCUUUUCUAAUUUCCUUCCCAAAUACAUAUGCAUACUUUUUGAGUCCUUCCUGCUGCUGCUGGUGCACACCGAGAGGCAAGAGUGAGAGAGUGCCAACUGACUGGCUGCCCCAAGGAAUGCACAGUAUGCAGAAGGCAAAAGCAACUAUUUAGAAAUGAGCAGUAAGAAAGGGAACAGUUGAUACUACACACUUGAGGAGCAGCCUGUCUGUCCAGGGGCAAAGCAAACACCACCAAGAGCCCAAAAUUUUACUGUUGCUGCAGCAACUUUGAAAUGGGCAGGCCAUGCCUACAAUGGACUAUUUUCUCCCCUCUCAGCGGGGGAGGAAUUUCCUGCAAAAAUGGAGAGUGGAGGAGCCUUUGUUUUAACAGGGAACGUGUUUGCAGUGAAAUCCUCUGCUAAAACGGAUGUUUGUUUUCUUUGUUUUAGCAAACGCCUUCUUGAUUUAGAAAUUAUCUCUGCCCAUUAUGUGAUGUCAUAAAUAAUGUAAAUUGGUAGGUUUGGUUUGGGCAAAAUGGCCUCACUGGCCAAGAUAGGCCUAUAGCCCAAAGGUUCUCUGGUUUGUUCCAUAAACAUCUGAACUAGAUGGGUGGCACUUAAUGUCUCUGUAGAUGUUUCCUAAACUCAACACGAGCAUAUGUGAAGAAGCUUAAGUAUAAGGAUGCUCAAGCAAGAGGACUUCCCUUCCAUCUUCCUUUGAAAUCUCAUGAGCCCCUCAGAAAACUUCAUUAGGAACCGUCCACAACAGCAUGGAAUUGCCACAUUGUACCAGUGUUCACUUGUAUUGUUGCAUACUGUUUUCAGUCUGGGAAAUGGCUUUUUAGGAAUAGAGUGGGAAAGGCCUCUUGUGGAAACAUCCUCAUGCUUGCUGUUUUCUAGAUUAAGCUUUAUAGGAAACAUGGCAUAAUCUCUAGUCCACAUUGAAAAACUAUUUUCAGGGUGUGAUCCUAUAUGCCUCUCAUGCUGGGGGGUGAGAGUGAGCAGCCAUUGUUAUGUUGGUGCAGCUACCAUUGCAUCUUAUAUGGGGUCAGCCCCAUACAUGAGAGAGGAAAAAACUGCUCUGGAAAAUGCACCAUGGAAUAACAUACAAUUGAGCAAUAUUUUGUCUAUGGCAAUAUUGCCAGUAUCCACUAAUCAUGGGUUGUUGUAGUACUGACCCCCAUACCACUCUUAUGAUUGAGGGAGUCAGUGCACUGAUGGUGAUACAUGCCUCAGAACAGUCUUCUACCAAUCUAUACACACUGAUGUUACCGUUCCUCCUCAGGCAGGUGUUUGUGUCUCAUUAUGUUGCAUACUGCUCAAAAUAAUUGUAUUUAAUCACGCACAAGGGGAAUGAAGGACAGGCUGCUGAGUAUAGUACCUGCAUUGUCCCAUUGGCAGGAGAUCUGCAGAGAGGACUCCUGUCCCUCCUCGCUCCCAGGAUUCAAGACACACUGUGGGAGAAAAUAAAUAUUUGCCAAAGGGAGAACAGGAAGAACCAAGACAGGAACCAUGGUAUGCCACAACCACACACUGAUAGCAGACAUCUGCAGCAAUUCACUGCAUUGGGCAGUGGUGGGAAAUCUGGCUUUCCAGAUGUUGUUGGACUGCAACUUCCAUCAGACCCAGUCAGUGCAACCAGUGGUCAGGGAUUAUUUGGAGUUGCAGUCCAACAUCAUCUUGAAGGCCACAGGUUUUUCACUCCUGCCACAUGGGGUUGGGAAAAAGGAGAUUGGAGCAGUAGCUCCAGGUGGGGAUAGGGGAGAAAAUGGCCCCCUCACUGUUUACAUGCUUUGUCUAGCAACAGUCAUGUUACAGACACAAGAGGAAGCUCCUUCAAAUUGAGGCAAUUCUUCAAAAAUUACAGAACAGUGCCUGCCUGGUCAGCCAGCAGGCAGGAAACAGAUAGCAUUGGGCUGCCUAUGUCAAGACCCAGUUAUGAACACCAGGUUCCUGUAGGUUGCAAGAGGAGCCCUGGUAAAGCAGCUGAAAUUUCACAUGCAGGAGAUACUGUGUUCAAAUCCAGGUAUCACUAGAAAAGGAAAGGGACUUUGACAUUCAGGAACAUCUGAACCAAUAUGCAUGAGCACUGAAUAGUCCCGUACACCUUUUGACUGAUGCUUUCCCCCUCUAAACUGGGUGCUUCUAUGCACCCUUGUAUCAGCACUUACCCCACAGUGCACCCUGAGUGGCAUGUCCUCUUGCAGUCCUGGGAACCUGAUUGAUCAGAGAGUAGAGGGUCUCUGGCUCUGGCCACUGGUAGUAACAAGCUACAUGUCCCACCCUGAGUCCAGCUGAAGCUAGAUUGCAUCUGGGGAUGGAAAAGGUGUCCCUAGCUACCAAUCCCGAACAAGAAAGGAACAGUGCACAUGGGAAAGUCAUAGCACUAGCACCCUUACGGCACUCCAUUUAGGAAUAUAUUCACCUUUGACAUAACUUUCGCACAUAACCUGUGAGGAGCCUGCUUGGAAAACAUAUCAUAGAGGAACAGCUGGGAGCAUCCUGUUUACGGUUGACCAUAAUGACAUGGGUCUCCUUUGUGGUACUGUGUGUUGGUAGGUCUUGUUCCAUUGGGAGAGGACCUGUGGAGAUAAUAAUAGGCAAGCAGCCUGUAGCUGGAACACCCUGACCUGGGCACACAAGUAGUAGGUGUUUUGAGGAAACAAGAAAGCUGAGCGGUGCCAGUUCAGUGUUCUGCCAGUACUCUUUCCUGGCCUUCCAACUCUCUGUGGAGGUGAGAGAUUUCAGUGACUCUGGCAAUAAACCCAUUUGGAUUGUAGUGGAACUCUUGUGUGCAGUGACAGUUCAGUCAGCUUCAUAUAUCUGUUCUGUGAUCUGUUAAGGUAAAAUUGCUUGUGUGUUUGGCCGGCAGUAACGGUGGUUGGAUUCUAGUGCCUGGGCUUUGCCAAUGGAGAGGCUUGCCUGCAUUUGGGAAUGAGUGUUUUCCUUGAGUAGGUGACACUGCUCCCUUCUGGAAAAGAACUUGAGACAAUGCAAACAGAAACAAGUAGUCUUCAACACUUGAAUGGAAAGUACAAUAGUUGUGAUAGAAACUCAACAGGUAAGCUGAUCCUAAUAAUGGAUUUAGCACUAGCCCUUGUUUAGUGCUAUGUGAACAGGCUGAGCCCCCUUCCACAGGUGUGCAUUUCCUCUUCCUUUCUUCAAACUCUUAACAAUGUGGAGUUAGGUUAAGAUAAGCCAACUUUACACUGUAGUUUGUGAAGCUGAAUUGUUUAAACUACGACAAUAGAUAAUGGUAACUACACUUCCUAGUUAGAAUGACACUGUAGUUGACAGUUGAAAUGAGCUAAAAAUGGAAGCAAAAGCUUCCCAACGCCUCUUGGCUUUGCGUUAGGAGGAUGGGGAAGUGGAAGGAGGGUAAGCUUGUUAAUGUAGCAUGAAAAGACAUGGUUUAGCCCAAAAUAACUACCAACAUUUAAGUUCUAGGUGCUAGGUGACAAACAAUAGGGGCUAGUGGCUGGGUUGAGCUUGCAGGAGCUGCUUGUUGUCAUGCCCAGCUUGUGAGUUUCCCAGGAGCAUGUGAUGGCCACUGUUGGGGACAAAAUGUUGGGCCAGUUGAACCCUUGAUCUGGGUAAGAUAAUUGCAUCAUGGACUAAUAAAAUAAUUUGUUGAUGCACUCUUAGAACUUCUUUCUGCCAUAUUUGAUAAAUUCUAAUAACGUGAGUUGCCAAAAUCCUGGAGAUUGAGAUAGUUUAAGAAAGGGGUGGUUGGAGAAGAGAAUCUGGGACACCACAAACCAGUCUGAAUUUGAUAUCAGGGAAGAUAUUAGAGUAAAUUAUAAAGCCAUUAACUAGUAAGUGCCUUGUUAAUAAUGUAGUGGUUUGUAAAAGGUGGCAUAGGUUUAACAAUAAUAAAUUCUGCCACACAAAUUGCAUUUUUCUCUUUAUUAGCUUAAAGGGUGUUGGCAAACUGGAUGUAAUGUAUAUUUCUCUCAUUACGUUUUAGUUAGGAAACUGGGUAAAUGUGAGUUAGAUAAUGAUAUUGUUGGAAAACUAGUCUCUUGAGUACUCCGUGCCAGAAAAAAACUGGAGGGAGAAUUCUGAGUGAGAGCUCAGUCCUGGUACUUGUCUACAUUUUAAUGAAACCUAAACAUUUUAUGAAAUCGAAACUCGUCAACAUUUUAUGGAACUUAAACAGCAGUGACUUAGAUGAACAGGUAGAAGGAUCCUGAUCAUAUUUGCAGCAGAUGACCCUGCUGGUAGGGAUAGGUGACACCACACAGGAAAGGAAUAAAAUUCAGAAUUAAUGUGAAUCUGGACUGAGACUUUCCAGGAAAAUCAACAGAAAUCAAUGCAAAAUUUUGCUAUUACACAAAAGAAGAUCAAAUAAGCAGGUGCAGAAUAUUGAGUACCAGACUUGAGGAUAAUGCCUGUGAAAUGGAUUUCAGGAUUGUAUUUGAUCACAAGCUAAACACAAGUCAACAUGUGGGGCUGCAAAAAAGGCUGAUGCUAUUUUUAGGCUGUUUUAAUAGAACUAUAAUUUCCAAGUCUUGAAGUGGCUGCACUUUAUUCUGACCUCAUUUGUAAUCCUCCAGUCUUGGGCACUGCAUUUGAAGAUGGAUGUAAAUAAAUUGUAAUGGGCUUAGAGGUGGUUAGGAAGAUCAGAAAAUGUCCUUUGAAGAAAAGUUGAAAUAACAGGGUAUGUUUAUUUGGAAGAGAACAUGAUGAUAGCACAAGAGGCAAAGACUUGUCUUCUGCUGCCCUAUAGUACAGAACUAACUAUAAUGGACUUAAGUUAUAGGAGGGUAGAUUUCAGUUUAACAUGAGUAGAAAUUUCUUGAUGGUAGGAACAACUCGGCAAGAGGUCUGCCGAAAUAGGAUGGAACUUUUAGUGGUGAAAUAAUUUGCAUGCAAUGGGAUUGGUAGUUUCCACAGCUUUUGUUAAUCCUAACAGUUACUUGGUAGAAAAGACUGUGGGCCAGAUCCAUAUACAGAUGUACCUUGGAAGUCAAACGGAAUCUGUUCCGGAAGUCCGCUCGACUUCCAAAAUAUUUGACUUCCAAGGUGUGCCUUCCGAUUGGCUGCAGGAGCAUCCUGCAGCCAAUCGGAAGCCACACCGGAAUUUUGGCUUCCUAAAAUCAUUUGAAAAACAGAACAAUCACUUCUGUUUUUUGAUUGUUCGGGAGUCGAAACAUUUGAGUUUACAGGUGUUCGGCUUCCGAGGUUCCACUGUAUACCAUAGGUCAGAUUUGACCUGCAGGCUGGUAGUUGCCUACCCUCGGUCUAAAUCACUAAGCAUGGAUUUCUAGGAUUUUUCUAUAGGUGUCUUAUUAAUUUUGGUCUAUUGCGGUUCCCUUUUAGUAAUUCCAGAAAAAGGAGAUUUAUAUGUUCCCUAUGCUCUUACUUUCACAUUUGUUUUGUGUGAGAUAAAUACAAUAAAAAGGUAAUUUUGUUACUCCUUUAAAAAAAUUCAGUCAUUUCUGAAAAUUUUAGACCAUUUGGAAUAAAGAUUUGUAUAAAGAUGAGUGCUUUACUGAACAGUGGGCAGUAUCCAAGGCUCCCAUUGCACAUACACAUCUCCUCUGCAGACCCCCCGCCCUCAGAAUUGGCUCAGGGGGAUUUGGGGACUCUUCAAAGUAGUUUUUUUGUAGCGUGGUGUGGGGAGUGGAAAUAGAAGUGCCGCUGCAUCAAUGAAACUCUGCUGCUUUGAAUACAGCCCACUUCUUGACUUUUAUCUUUGAACAGACUAUAGUUACAAAAUUAAAAAGAAAAUAAUUUGAAACAAAUAAAGCAACGGCAUCUGUUGCAGAAGCCUGUUUUGUUGUUGCACUAAGUAGGCAGCAGACCAAUUCAUCAGUGUUACGGCUUUAUGAACUAUGUAACCAAGGUCAGUACAGUGGUUCUUCAGGUUACAUACGCUUCAGGUUACAGACUCUGCUAACCCAGAAAUAGUACCUCGGGUUAAGAACUUUGCUUCAGGAUAAGAACAGAAAUCGCACGGCGGUGGCGCAGCAGCAGCGGGAGGCCCCCAUUAGCUAAAAUGGUGCUUCAGGUUAAGAACAGUUUCAGGUUAAAAACGGACCUCCAGAACGAAUUAAGUUCUUAACCUGAGGUACCACUGUAGUUGACUGGCAUGCCAAUCCUUUAGUGCUCUUAGGCUCCUAUGCAGAGAGGAGAGCAAGGUUUAAUUUUCAUUUAUUGAUACAUGGUGUAUGAGUAACUACUUUGAGUUCCUGAUUUGUAAGGUAUGGCUUGUUGGAAGAAUAGUUAAAAGCACUGCUUUUCUUCUAGAAAAAAGGUACCGGUACUCACCACAAAGUUGUUACAGUAAGUGCCGCACUUUUAAUUAGUGCUUUUCUUCUAGGAAAAAAAGGUUGGUACUACAUACCUUUAAGUACCCCCCACCAAAAAGCAUUGGUUAGAAGAUUGACAGGCAGCUGGAUUAGAACAUUUUUAGUAUAUUACCUUACAUAUUCUAGGGCAGGCAUAAAGUUGGCCCUCCAUAUGUUUUGAGACUACAAUUCCCAUCAUUCCUGACCACUGGUCCUGUUAGCUAGGGAUGAUGGGAGUUGUAGUCCCAAAAAACAUAUGGAGGGCCGAGUUUGCCUAUACCUGUUUCUAGGGUAACGUCGGACUUUUGUGUUGGGCUUCCAAAGAGAAGCCAGUGUUUCAGAGCAAACUUCCUGUUCCUUAUAGUUUGGAUUUUUAGUUUUGAAAUCCUAAUUAUAAGAACUGCAUAUUUUACUCUCCUUCUGUGGAAAGCCUUUUACGUUAUCAAUCCUUUUUCUUUUUAGGUUUCUACAUGGUAUGAAAUUACAUGUGUCCUCCUAGGUAUGAAUGAAGUGUCCUGGCAGGAGACCAGAGGAAUGAUGCAUGUGAACAUUGGUCAGGAAACCAGAGGGGUUGAACAAGGGGUUACCUCAGCUGGAACAGUAGGUGGAACAACUUCAGGGCCCAAUUCAGGUGGAACCAAUCCUCACUCCAUCCCUACAUCUGCAGUGUCAGGUGCUUCCAGUGUCCAGGUACCCUUCAGUGGAUGGUCUCAGGACGAUGCCACAGUUGGAUAUGUCUUCCAGAGGCAGGCUGGUGAGCAACUGAGUGGCUACUUCAGUAAGCACCGUCGGCCCACAGGAGAUAGCAUUCAUGUAGCUCAUUCGGUAGGUAGCUUAUUUGUGUUUUGCUUAUAGUUUCCCCCCCUUUAACUCAUAUCUUUCGGAAAGAUAUGUAUAUGUUAAUUUAUCAUAAGCACAGCAUUUAAUCAUGGCUGUUGGAAGUUAAACUUCUCAGUGUAACUGGCUUAAGGCGUGAUACACAUUAAUAUGAAAGUACCUAGUAUUUUCCCCCUCAGGGAUACUUUUAGUAGUUUUUAAAGUAUUAGAUUUCAUGGCAGGUGGAUAGGUGAUACCAAGUGGUUCAUUUUGAGAAAUCAAAGAAAAGUGACAGGAUGAAAUUAAAAAUGAAUUUUGCAUGUAAUCUUGCCUGUUACACUUAUAUCCUACAUUCAGUACAGAAUAAAUUGAUCAUGAUUAAUUUCCAUUGCAUGAUACUUAGCCAUGGCUAACUGUUGCUGAUUCACUGAAUCUCAGUAAUAACACCUACAUUAUAAGCUUAUUGUACACAAUCUUGCAUCCUGUUGAAUGUUAUUUUUCUAAUGCCUUGGAGACUCGCGAUGCCACAUCUGGGGUUGCAUCUGCCUACCCUGAUGUCUGUAAGUUGGACUGACGUUUUUAUUUAGAGUUCUAUGUGUACAGCAGGGGUAGGGAACCCUCCACAUAUUGUUGGGCCUACUUCUGUCAUCCCUGACCAUUGACUAUACUGACUGAGGCUGUUGGAAAUGUAGUCUGGAGAGCCCCAGGCCCACCACCCCUGUGGUACAGCGAAAACAUGUAGACUACAGCCACAUGAUCUGUACACUGAACUCUGGAUUUACCUUUAGUCAUGUUCAUUAAAUUCAGUGGCUGUACCUGCAUAAAACUUAGUUGAAUGCCACCCUUUCUCGUACUUUGUUUCAGCAUGCCAUGUUUAUUGUAGUUGGCAUUUUAGAAAGAUUCCUUUAGUCUCUGGAACAGUUCAAGCACAGCUUGCUGCUGCUGCUUUGAGUUUACCUACUCAAGAUGUGAAUAAUGUUUUCUUUAAAUUCAGGAUUAAACUCCUAAAAGAGUUUCUUUGCUAAUACCUGAUAGGUCUGUACUGGCUGGAUAACUCAGGGGUACUCAUCUUCAACUUUCUUGCUGUAGAGGAAAUUGUUUUUUCCAUUGUAAUUGUGUGGUUCCUGCAGAAACAUCUAUGACCGCAUGAACAACUAUACUUCCGGAUAGGACAACUUAUAUAAAUUAUUUCCUAUGAAGAGCUUUAUAGAGAUCAGAAUGGAAUGUUUUCUAGGAUCACAUUCCCUUCUAGACAAACUUCCGAGGGCCAUUUUUCAGUGGUGGGCAUGUCUUGAGGCAAAAGUAUGUAGAGCAAUAAAUGUACAUUUGCCCUUGCACAGGAGGCAAGAUGCUUCAGACACUGCUCUGUCCUCCAUCCAGAGAAGCAAAAGGCAGUAUUGGAGUUCAAGGACACAUUCCAGCUAGGCAGAAAUGUUUGGUGUGAAGUGGAACUGGUGAGGUUUCCUGGGGAGAUCUCCAAGGGUCAAGUAGAGGGGACACAUUCCAGCCUUGGCUCUAAGGUUCCUCACCAGCUCUCUGGUUACUUAAGUAAACUUAGAAGAUAGAAUGAAUUACUGUUCUGUAGUCCUGCAGAUCACACUUCCUAUUUAUUCUCAUUACUGUAACAUGCUUUUGGCUUUUCCUUUGGUAUGCAAAUUGUUUGUAUCUUGCAGAGUGCUGGAAAUACUUAGAAUAAAGAGAGUGCAAAAGGCACCAUGCUUUCUGGAACAUGACAUGGUAACCAAGGACACAAAGUUGAUUCUGAAUUUAGUGUUUCAAGAGAAGACAAAGAGGGAAAUAAUUGACUUGUCAAAGAAUUUUUUUCUGCAUACUGAUACAUACCUUUGGAAUGCAGUCUUUCUAAGAAUCCUUGGUUUUAAAAGGUUCUGUCUUGCUCUGAUUUUUCCUAACAAAGUUAAGAAAAGUUCAUUAUUUUUAAUAUUCAUUUGUUGUUUUUACUACAUAAAGGUAUUGUAGUCUGGGGUAAAACUUACUUUCUUGCAUGGAUCUGUUUAGUGCUCUUAAUUUUUUUUAUUGGGCUAGGUCCUAGCAUUGUACAGUGGUACCUUGGUUUACAUCCAUAAUCCAUUUAGUAAACCAAAGCAGGUUGUAACCUAAGGCGUGCUUUCGCCAAUGGGGCCUCCCCCGCAAAAAACAACUGGUUGUACAGUGGUACCUCAGGUUACAUUCACUUCAGGUUACAGACUCCGCUAACCCAGAAAGAGUACCUCCGGUUAAGAACAGAAAACAUGCUCCGGCGGUGCAGCGCGGCAGCAGUGGGAGGCCCCAUUAGCUAAAGUGGUUCUUCAGGUUAAGAACAGUUUCAGGUUAAGAACGGACCUCUGGAACGAAUUAAGUACUUAACCCGAGGUACCACUGUAAUAAUAAAAAAAUGGGUUGUAAUCCAAAAAAAGGGACACACACUUCCGGGUUUGACGUGGCUGUAAUCCAAAACAGUUGUAAUCCAAAGCGGUUGCAAACCAAGGUACCACUGUAGUUAGUUUUCAGCGUUCAUGUCUUUUUUUAAAAAAAAAUAUUUUUAUUAAUUUUUACAAGGCAAAAUUAUAAAAAAUAAACAUCCACUUUAUCACCAAUUCAGACUUUUUUGGACUUCCCUCAGCUCCUCUGAGAAUCCUCCGUUUUAAUCACUUCUUACACAUUCCCUAUUUAAUAUUGCCUUACGUUAAUAACAUAUCCUAGUUUUCAGUGUUCAUGUCUGUCUUGGAUACAGUAGACGUCGAGUGAUAAGUCAACAUUAGUUUUGUGAUUUAAGGGGGUCUUUUGUGAGGGUGAAUAAUGUUGGCUGUCACCCAUAAAGCAAAUUAUGAACCUCUGUCUAACCCCUAUGUUAAAACAUGCUUUUAUGUAAAACUAGGAUCAAAAAUCUGAUUUUGAAAGUUGUGUUAAUGACACAUCAUCAAGUAAAAAUUAGAAUGCAUGGACAGUGUUGACCAUGCUUCACAAGUAAAAAAAAUAAAAUCAUCAAAAAUUCUGCCCAGUAAUAUAGCCAGUGCUUCUGUAAAGUCUUCAAAUGAAGUGUCCAUGCAUGGGUCUAAACAGUAAUCCUGAAUCUCAAAAUUUGCUCCCAAGUGUCUAAGCCUAUGCAAACUCUAGGGAAACCAUGUGGGUUGCACAGCUAGAAAGUUGGGAUUAUGUUCCUCAUUAGAGUAAAGUUACUUAGUUACAAACUAGGGUGCUGUAAUUGUUUCUUCCAGUAGAUGAUGAUGAUGAUUAGAUAUCCACGCUUGACCAUGAGGUGGGUUACAGCAGUUGCACUGCAAUAUUUUUGUAUGUAACCCUGUUUCUGUAUACUAAUAGCGAACUCAUUCAUCAAGUUAUGUUGCCUAUGUAGCCAAGACAGCACCAGUAGUGACUAAGAGAGGUAUUGGCAUGCUCGGGCGAACUCUGAACUUUGCAGAAGUACAGAAAGCCUUAACACAGCGGGAUGGAGCAUGCAUGGCUGGCACAGAAUGCUAAAUCUUUCUGCCUGAGAAGGGGAAAACAAUGGAGGAGGGAGAGUGGAAUGGAGUAUCUCGGGGAAGGCAUGGCUGGCUGCCUGGAACGUUGAACAAGAGCAUACUGCUGUGCAGCUUGUGUUAGGUCAACGUGUAAAUUACAUUUUCCAAUUGUAAAUAUUGAAAAGGGUGCUUUCAAUGCCUUGCAAACAGGGUGUUAUGGUAUUCAUCAACAAACCACAACCAGCAACCUGCACUUGUUCAGAGAUGGGUAGAUCAAACAGCUAGUGGAUCUUAGCAGUUCAGAUUUGCUCUUUAUGAAGAGAAAAGGCAGCACUCUGUGUUGAUUAUCUUUUUAAGACUUCUCCUAAUGUUACUUGUGUCAUGUCAUCCUCCUUCCAGCUUCUUUGUUGCAGAAGCUAACUUUAUGAUCUGUUCUCUUGCACCUCAUAUAGGGUUGUCCUUUGAACACAUGCUUUCCUUUCUUUAGCUCAGUUCUGAUUCCUUCAUCAUUGUAGCAAAUCCCUUACAUGUCUUGGUGUUUGCCGGUCGAGCAAUAUAAAUCAGUAUCCUUCUUCACCAUAUUUUGGGGCUCAACCAGAGACAUCAACUAGAGAUCCAGUUCCUUAUCUCAAGAGGUUGAGUUGCUGCUCUGGAAAUGGACAAUAGAGCCCACAUCUCCUUCAGAUUUUUCUCUGUGCCCAUUGUUCUCCAAGCUAGUAGUGGGGGCACUGUCUCAUUUUGCACCUUGAAUAUUUCAGCAUUUUCACCUGGAGCUCAAAGUUCAAAAUGAUGACAUUAACUCUAUGUUGUGUUAUAAUAGCAACAGCAACAAUAACCAGUAUUUUUUGCAUGACUGGGCAGCAGGUUUGCUAUAAUGAUAGAAUAGAAGAUGACUACUUUACUAAAAUGCUUGUUAAUGAGAAUCAAUGUAUUCAGGUUUUAAUUUUCAUUAUACAGGCAAUUGUAGGCAUUCAGGUUAUAGUCUUAUUUUGUUGUUGUUGUUGAUUACUGUUAACUCUGAAUUUAAUUUGGUGUUUUGAAAAUAAACUAAUGAUGCAACAAUUUGAUUAUAAAACAUUGAUUUGAUUUGUGUAACAUUUAAACCCAGUAGUAAAUUUACGUAAUCAGCAGAGCGUUGAGUCUUGGGUCCUUGCUUUUUAAAAAAUACAUAUCUGCUCACUGAUGUUCCUUAACAUUUGAAUGUCACAGAGAUAGCCAGUAAGUUGAAUCCAGUUGUGCUGUUUGGUUAGUGGAAGAGCUUUUGAUCCAGUGGACGCCUGUACUAAUGGAAUAGGAAGGAGGCAAUUUACAGCAGCUUUCCCUACUUUCCCUCUGAAAAUCUGCUCCAGGGUGUCAGAGUGUUGGGAGAACUGUUCAGAACAGCCUGGAAGGUUGUACUGGGGAUUGGGGAAGGCUGUAAGCAGCGGUUCUCAACCUGUGGGUCCCCAGAUGUUGUUGGACUACAACUCCCAUCAUCCCUGAGCUCUGGCCUUGCUAGCUAGGGGUGAUGGGAGUUGUAGUUCAACAACAUCUGGGGACCCACAGGUUGAGAAAGGCUGCUGGAAAUAGGACAGGCAAAUUUGCUGCCCCUCCUUUUGCACUCCAGUGGUGCAGUAGUAAAACUGCUAGCAUAUUUGCAAAGCUAGGUAUGGUUUCAAAGACUCUUCUGAAAAUUGAAUGGCUGCUUUUGGUUGUAGAAGGAUACAAAUGGAUGCAAACAAGGGAUUUAAAAUGUACUAUGAUGAUUUAUAUUAGUUAAUAUAUUCGAGGUAUGCUUGGGUUGUAGGAGAGAUGAUAAAUCAUGUUUUCGGUGCUUUUUGUUUUUAUCAAGGCAUUUCUUAUUGUUGUAAGGUUCAUCUUUCUUAUUUGUUCUUGUAAGCUUUUCCUUUUUAAGAGUGCUUAGUAACUUGAAAUAAAUUACUUAGGAAGUUUAUCGCAUCAGUUUUACUUAUUUGGGUAUUACAGCAGCCGAUCAUGGUGACUAAAUAAUGUACUUUCAAAUAUUUUUCAUAGUUCUUUUCAUUCACCAAGUGAAUAUUCAAGAGAAUUGUCUGUUGCUCUUCAACCAAGGAAGUUCAAUUAAUAAAAAAAGGGGCAUAGUGAACAGGGGCAUAACAAUUUGGAAGCUACUUCUAAAUUUUAAAAAUAUAACACAUAGCUUUCAAGUGAAAUCUAAUUUUUAUUUUUAUUUUCUCCAGGUUCGCUCUGUGGAUGAAAUGAAUCAUGAGUUUCAAGCUCUUGCACUAGAAUCUCGGGGAAUGGGAGAGGUAAAUAACUUUAAUUGAAAUGUAUAGAAUGGAUUGUCGCAAGAAUUUAUAAAUCACCGCUCUGUUAAACUUGGCACCACUUAAAAGAACCACAAUUUAGGAUAUGUAUCUUCUGUUGUUGGAGGAAUUUUCAAGUCACCUUUUAUGCAAGUACACUUUGAGUCUUGCAUUGUACUUUCGGCACGAAAGCCUUAACACAAAUAGCACAUACAUUGUGGGAGAGAAUGUGUUGGCAAGACUGAGUUUUUCUAGAAAACUCAUCAUCUGAUGAAGGAUUGAUUCUGUGUGUCAAGCUAGUGUUCAAAGCUAUCAGUAGCUCGAGUUCUUCAAGCCACAGUUUUCAAGGUCCGAAAUCAUAGUACCAUGUCUCCAAAUAUUCUGGUGCUUGUGGCAAAGGUGAAGUACUAAAGUACACUAAUAUCCUCACCUUUUGCUUCCUGUUCUACACUUUUAAAUGAACCUAGAGCUCUUCCUCAGUUCAUUGGAAUGCUUAUGUGAAAAUUAUUGGGUAGAGGUAUAUCAGUUUUAAAUGAGGCACUGUUAAUAUUGGCAAGCACUCAGAGAAAGCAAACAUCGCUUAUAUUAAGGAGAAUGGCAUCUGUUUCAGUUGGACACAUGCACAGGGUUCCAGCAAGUAUUUUUUCUUUAAACCGGAACAUUUUAAUGUAUUGAAAUAGCUGACAUAUUUUCCUGGAUUUAGAAUUAGUAACUUGGAAACCUCAUGUCUAUACAGAAUGAUAAUGCUAAAUAAAGCUCAGUGGGAGAAAUUCAGUGUUGUGCUAAAGUGAUUGUUUUGACAUGCCCUCCGCCCAGCCACGUUUGGGGAAGGAGGAGAGAAAACCCUAUUGUGCAAACGUCCUGUCGCAGUUUCUGCUGACAUGACUCAUUAGUUUACUGCUGCCCCAAAUCUCUAACUUUUGAUUUUAGAGACUUGCUUGGAAAGGGCUGCAUGUUGAGUGCUAGCAGUUUAGAUUCAUCCAGGGUGAUCAAAUCAUCUCAUCCCACCCCACCCUUUUUGAAUUAGUUACUUGGAAACCCCAGGUCUAUAUAGAAAAAGAUGCUAACUGAAUUUCAAAUGUUGCCUGAAAGCCAAAUCAGUUUACAUACUUUUAAUGAGUGAAUGCUGAGAAUUGCAGCCAUUUGUGUAUAACAGUUUUUAAGACUGAGAGUAGCAAGAUUUUUAUAAGAAUUGCACCUGACAAAGAGUAGCAUAGAUCACUUUGCACAAACAAGUUUUAUGUCUGAAUGGAAAAUGAUCCUUCGGAAGCAGCCUUGGCUGAAGGGACCAGUGCAUCUUUAUUUUUUUGGAACUUUUUAUAGGUGUUACAUUCUCCAUGGCCCUAAAGUAGCAGGUAUCAGGCAUGUAUACUGGUGCUGAAGUGUAAUACCUAUUAGACAUGUUUCUGGUUUGAUUUUCAUUAAAAUGUAUUUCAGUUUGGAUAGGUAAGGAACCAACCUGUAAUGUGGCAGUUCUGUGCACAGUUAUGUGCAUUUUGUCCUGUUUAAUUUAGAUGUUAUUAAAUCAGGUACCUGAAGAUAGGGUUGAAGUCUUAAUUACAAACUAUGUAAAGCGGGAAUCUAUGACCCUGUUUGACUCUCAUCAGACUAGGCCACUAGGUCAGAGAUAAUGGGAGUUGUAGCUGAACUACAUCUGGAGGGCCACAGGUUUCCCAUCCUUUUUCUAAAGUUUUAUGUACUAAUGUAUGCUAGUACUAAAUUUAGCAAGGUUCAUUUAUAAUGGGCUAUACCACUGCUUCACUCUCCUAAACACCUCCUGUUUAGCAUGCCUGUUCCGCAGCUUUGUGUCAGCACCAGUUUACAAAUAAACUGAAAACUAACCAGUUUUAACUGUGGUAUAUCCUUUUUAAAUAGCUGCUACCUGCCAAAAAAUUUUGGGAACCAGAUGAUCCAGCAAAGGAUGGACAAAAAGGCAUAUUCCUUGGUGAUGAAUGGAGAGAAGCUGCCUGGGGAGCACCUCGUAAGUGAUGUGCAUUUAAGGAACUUAUGGUCAGAAAUCACUUGGGAAAGGAAUUACUGGGGGAAGGAAUCACACUCAUUAUGCUUUAGUGAUCUAAACAAGCUCACUGAACAAAGUGUCAUUAACUUAAGUAUUUAAAAACUAUAUAUAUAUUCAUGCAAGUUACAUUUCAGUUUUUGUUUUUUUAAACAGACCACUCUAUGUCUCAGCCUAUUAUGGUUCAGAGAAAGCCUGGACAUGUUUUUCAUGGAAACAGUGAAGUGAAUGCUGUCUUAUCUCCUCGAUCAGAGAGUGGUGGCCUUGGCGUGAGCAUGGUAGAAUAUGUGUUAAGUUCUUCUCCAGCGGAUAAAUUGGACUCCCGAUUUAGAAAAGGAGCUUUUGUAAGUAACUUGGUUACGUCAACAAAAUAUUAGACCAUCCUAAGCUGGAUCCCCCAUUAGACUUCACUGGUUCCAAAUCAGUGUUAAUAAGAGUUGGACUAGCAAACUUUGGUUCCCAUUCUGACCUGUGGGAAGCAGUGUUUUGUGUUAACAUGAUUAUUUCCUGUAGGGCAUUUGAGCAUAUAUGUAGACAAGAAUUGUGUAUGCAUAACUGCAUGAGUCUCUGCUUGUAUGAAACUCAGUUUCAUUGAAAUCUUUACUUCCAAAUAAUAGCUGUGUUUAGAAACUCCAUAUAGGACACUUUACACAUGUGGAACAGACUCCCUUGGGAGGUGGUGGACUCUCCUUCCUUGGAGGUUUUUAAGCAGAGGUUGGAUGGCCAUCUGUUAUGGAUGUUUAUCUGAGAUUCCUGCAUUGUAGGGGGUUGGACUAGAUGAACUCUUGGGUCCUUUCCAACUCUAAGAUUCUAUGUGUUCAUCAGGGUAUAAACUAUUUGACAUUUUUAUUAGUAUUCAGCUGAAAGUUGUAUUUUAUUUAACACUUUCAUAUUUACGGAGAACAGUCAGUAAUGAAAAAAUAAUAGGUAUGAAAAUAAGUUACAUCCUACAGCUUCAUGACAGUGGGUUAGAUACAGAGAUUCCAUGAGGGGAUUUGAUUUUUACCAAUUUUCUCCUGCUUGUCCCCCUCUCCCAAAUCAGUUUUGAAAGGUUGGCAGAAGACCUUAUUGAACCUUGUGGGAGGAGGCUACAGGUGGGAGAAGGCAGAAGGUGAAUCAGCAAAAAAUUCCUUGCCUCUGUGUGUACGGGAUUCUCUUAGAUCACCAGCUCUUCCACAGAUGAAAAGGGAUACACAGCUUUAGCAAAAGUUGGACUUUUUCCUUUGAGUGAAGAUGCUCUCAGGUUGGAUUUGAGCUUCCUCUAAUGCUUGGAGGUAGGAUUGCAGCUGAAUAGAACAUUUUGCCAGAGCAAAGAAUCUCACCUAUACACUCAUGGGGUCUGGACUCUAGACUGGCAGUAACUGACCAGGAAUGUGUGGAUAGCUUGAUGAAAGAGUUGAUCCAUUAUGUGGCAGCUUGAAAGAGGCAAUUUCCACACCAGGGAUCAUUAGGAAAUAGUUGAAAAUAUUUCCUAAUACAACCAGAGAAAAAUAGUUUGUUUCUUUUUGGUGUUACUUGUUUUUAUGUUGGGUGGAUGCAACUUGGACAGUUGUGUAAACUUGUGGGGCCUAGCCAAUUGGGAGCAAAACUCUGAUUCAACUGUAAUCCUGUCCUCAGAUGCUAGAGGGAGCUCACAUCCCACCUGAGAUUUAAAAAAAAUUCAUUCAAAGGAAAAUACCUUUUGCAGGUAAGCCCAGCGGUUCCUUCUGUUUAUCCUAGCAGUUUGCUUUCAUGCAUCAGCUUGUUUUGUAUUAGACUGAAACUUCCUCAAUCAAGGUAUAUUACUGAGUGUUAUAUGAUUCAUUGUGCAGUGUAACAUAGAAUUAGAUUGUUUUGUGGUGGUGCUCUUGCAUUUUGUCAAAUUCAGAAUCAAACAUUCUUUUCUUCAGGGCACUAGAGAAGCUGAAACAGAUGGACCUGAGAAAGGAGACCAGAAAGGCAAGGCUUCUCCAUUUGAGGAGGACAAAAACAGAGAUCUUAAACAAGGAGAUGAUGAUGAUGAUGUUACUAAAAUAAAUGGCAGAGGUUUGCCAAAUGGAAUGGAUGCUGACUGCAAAGAUUUUAAGUAGGCAUUUACAUUUUUCUAAAGAUACAAAGUAUAUUUUUAAAGAAAUAAAAAUUCUGAGUUCAGUAGGUUUUACCUCUUUUUCAUUUUAGUAUUAAUGAUUCAUGUCCUACCUUCCUAUUUUGCAUAAUACUCAGCCUCUUGCAUGCUCUCUCUCUCUCUCUAAAUUCACCUUAAAUAGACAGGUCAUCUUUAAAUAGUUUAAAGUUCUAUUUGUGUCGGCUAUAAAACAAGUCGAAAGGCUUUGCUGUUCUAAGGUUGUUUUAAAGCCAUCAUAGAUGCUUGCCGAUCCAAAUAAAUGGCUGGGGGACAUAGGAGAGUCUGUCUCCAUAUUUCACUUUGGCUUGUUUGACUACCGUAUUAGAAGUUUGUGGGUAUGAUUUUGGCUGCUCCCUGUUCAACUAUCCUUCUACGUGGGCCCCACCAGCAUGUCUACUCUGUGGCAUAUGCUUGACUGGUCCCCUGUUCUGCUUUGCUUUGGUUUGUGCACACAAGUUGACUGUCCAGAUCUAUCUAUUUAAUGCUCCCCAGCCAGGAUCAUUCUUGCCGCUGGCCUGCCUCUCUUUCCCCCUCUUCACGCAUUUGAUGUGCUUAGAUCUUCACUCAUAUGUAAUUGACAGGAUUCUUUACCAUAUCCCAAGAGCCUCAGUUGCCUUCUGAUGUGUGUGCACUGGCUGAAGGAAAUUUCUAGGCGGGUGAGGCAGCUUUACCAGCAGUGUCAAAAACUUUGCAAUAUAUCUGGGGCAAUGUAAGGAUCUAAAAGAACCCUAGCUCCAAGGUGAGCACAUUCUUGAUCUUGCGAGUGUUGGACUUGAGUAAGCACGGUUUCGCACAUCUGGAGUGACAUUGAGGAGAUUUGAGUUCUGUUCCUUAAGCUAGACACCUAUCAGACCAGGUCAGGGACAGUCUGUCGCCAGGACCUCUUGGCCUCUGUAGGCUGAGAGGGCAAGAGGGCUAUGCUGCCCACCCCAGCAUUUUGAGAAGCCUGGGACAGCUGGAGGACUACUCCGCUGUCCAGGCGAUCUUAAAGUGCUGGCGGGCGGCAUUUGAAGAUCACCUCGGGACAGCGGAGGACUUCUCCGCUGUCCAGGGCAAUCUAAAGCCCCUGGGAAGGCAGGCAGGGGACAAAGACUUUGCCCCCGCCAGCCUUCAGAAGAGGUCCUGGACCUCUUCUGAAGGCGGGCGAGGCGAAGUCUCUGUUCCCCGCCUUCAAAAGCCCUCCGGGACAGGCAGGCAGGGGAGCAAAGACUUUCGCCCCGCCCGCCUUCAGAAGGUCUUCCCUCCCCCGCCCGGCUCGGAGCACCGUCCGAAGCCGGGCGGCGGCGGGAGGCAUCUCCUCCCGCCGCCCGGCUCGGAGCACCGUCCCGAGCCGGGCGGCGGGGAGGUCAUCCUCCGCCGCCGCCCGGCUCGGAGCACGUGCCCGAGCCGGGCGGCGGGGAGGUCAUCCCUCCCCACCGCCCGGCUCGGAGCACCGUGCUCCGAGCCGGGCGGCGGGGAGGUCUCCCUCCGCCGCCCGGCCCGGAGGAGGCUCCUCCCCACCGCCCGGCUCGGAGCACCGGGCCGGGCGGCGGGGAGGACCUCCUCCCGCCGCCCGGCUCGGAGCACGUGCCCGAGCCGGGCGGCGGCGGCAGGUGCUCCCUCCCCGCCGCCCGGCUCGGGCACGGUGCUCCGAGCCGGGCGGCGGCGGCAGGUGUUCCCUCCGCCGCCCGGCCCGGAGGAGCCUUCCGAAGCCCGGCGGCGGCGGGAGGAGGUGUCCCCGCCCCGCCGCCAGGCAUCGGGGGGGGGACGCGGACAGUGGGGAAGACGCGCGGCGCUUCCCCGCGGUCCCUGAGAGUUCCCUAUGGGCUGUCGUCUUGCGGCAAGCCCAUAGGGAAGUCCUGCUUUGCGAGCGCCUCCAAAACGGAAAACCCUUUCGUCUAGCGGGUUUUCCGUCUUGCGAGGCGUUCGUCUUGCGGGGUACCACUGUAUCUGGGGCAAUGUAAGGAUCUAAAAGAACCCUAGCUCCAAGGUGAGCACAUUCUUGAUCUCCAGUGGGGAAAUGAGUAAGAGGUUUAGGCACAUCUGGAGCGACAUAGAGGAGGUUUGAGUUCUGUUCCUUUAAGCUAGACACCUAUUGGAGUAGGGACAGCUUUUGCCAGGGUCUUCUUGGCCUCUGUAUGUUGAAAAGGGCAAGAAGGGGCUAUGCAGGAAGCUCUUUUGGGUGGGUGGCUGAUGACAACUAGAAUAAUAAACUUCCCUAAACAGGGCUGCCAGUGGUCUUCCAGGUGAACAGAUGAAGAGGCCUUUAUUACAGUCUAUAUAUAUACUUCAGUCUGGUGGAGUGGUUGUUGCUGGAUGACAGUUGAAGAGCAAGAAAAAUAGGGUGGAGUUGACUUUUCAGCAGAGCUGAUAGAAUAGCUCUUCUUAAUCUCCCUCUCUACAUUCUCUCUACCAUCCGCACUUGUUAAAUGGUGUCCCCCCCCCCCCCAUUAGACCACACUGUUCUGUCCACAAGAUUUGUCCAUUCACUUCAGCUACAGUUAGUGACAAGAGCAUCCUGCAACAAAAUGUUGCAGAGUAUCCUUUCUGACAGGAGUGCUACAAUACGGGCUCAAUUCACUCUUUCUCUCCUAUUCCCAGCUUUCUUUUCUGGUUGACUUUUAACACUCUCUGGCUCCUGAAGGCCAUCAGUCCUCAUUGGGCUGUUUCUGUAGUUAACCACCUGAGCUUGCUGUUAUAGAGACUAAUUCUUUUAGUUUCCAAACACAAUCCCAGCAUUUCAAACUGUUCUGUUAACGCCAUUCAGCACAGCUGUAUGCUGUUUUCCCUAGAUCAGGCAACUACAGCUGAUACUAAUUAAAGAAGCAUUUUCACAAAUGCUGUUGUUUAAGCAAUGAAGCUGACAUCUAUUUUGCAUUCUUUUCCUAAGCAGUCGUACUCCUGGAAGUCGGCAAGCCUCCCCAACUGAAGUAACUGAGCGUCUGGGGCCGAACCCAAGCGCUGCUGAAGGAUUGGCUUCCCUUCCUAAUCCUGCAACCCACAAGCCACUGGUGGAAGAAUUUUCUAACUCUGAAUCUCAGAAUUUGGAUGCUAUGGAACAAGUGGGUCUUGAUUCUCUGCAGUUUGAUUAUCCUGGAAAUCAGGUACAAAUGGACUCUUCAGGAGCUACUGUGGGACUCUUUGAUUACAAUUCACAGCAGCAGGUUAGUGUUUUUAUACAGCCACAUUAAAAAGUGGAACUACAACAUUUUGGCAAUCACAGGCUGCCACUGAAAAUUGCAGCUUCGUAGAGAUUUAUUCCCACGUUCUUACCUAUGUCCUGGAGUCAUGGUUAGUUCCCAACAUCAGUUCUGCAUCAUUGACUGGUAGGGAAGCUAAAAAUGUGAUAACCUUAGGAUAUGGCUAUAUUUGACUGCAUGUUAACAGAUCAGAAGCUUGCAACACAGAGCUGCCAUUUUUAUUUUUUAUUUUUUACUUUAGUCCCAUCCUUAUUAUAAUGUGUAAUUCUGCCGUGAUAUUGCUUAAGAAUGAAUUACACCUGAAUUUAAACUUCAUGCAUAGUGCUACGGAUCUUGGACAGUCCUGUGAAUGCAUCUACACACAGUUGGUUUUUAAAUUCUGAUGUGGGAUUGUUGCUAAAAUUAAAAGGUUUAAAUUGUUGUUCUUAGCUUUUUCAGAGGACUAACCCUCUCACUGUCCAGCAGUUAACAGCAGCUCAGCAGCAACAAUACGCAUUGGCAGCGGCACAGCAACCACACAUAGGUGAGACAUUUUCCCAAGUUUAUUUACUUAAAUUUCAAGCUUAAAAAAGUGGCAGUGUAUGAUUGCUGCUUUUCUUUUAAUUAAAAGCUUGCUAAUUUGGGCAGACUUUUUGACAAACUUGGAAUUUUCAUUGCUUAAAAGUGAAGUUCUAAAGGUAUAGUAAUAAUAAUUUAAAAAGCUGCUGUUCUGGCAGUGUGAUACAUUUUUAAAAUGUAUUUGGUUUUAUAAAUUUAGUUUUAUAGAAAUGGCAGCAGUAACUUGGGACUACGGUAUGAACGUUUCUUAAAGUAGAGCAUGAACCUGACAGUUAAUGAGAGAAGUGAGAGAUACUUUAGUCUUAAUUACCUUUUGAAGCCUCUUCAAGAACAGGUGACAUAAAUUUCUAAAGCUAAUGCAUUUACAAUUUGAAUGAUGUAAUGGGGUGUGUCUGUGUCUGUCUGGUGUCUUGUUUUUGGUGAAAUUGAACUUUUUGUUACUGUAACAGGUGUAUUUUCGGCAGGCUUGGCUCCAGCUGCUUUUGUGCCAAACCCAUACAUUAUCAGUGCUGCUCCACCGGGUGCUGACCCAUACACAGCAGCAGGCUUAGCUGCAGCAGCUACAUUAGCAGGUAAGAAACUACCAUCGCUCAAGUUAAUUACAACAAUCUCUUUUUCUCAAGAAAUUUGAAAACUUUAGUGUUUGGGCAUAAACCCAUCAAAAACGCACAUGAAGGUUGAAAUUCAGUCAUACCUCGGCUCCUGAACACCUUUGGAGUCGUUCCAAUUUUUGAACGUUCUUUUGGAAGCUGAACAUCCGACUGGGCUUCCGUGGCUUCCGAUUGGCUGCAGGAGCUUUCUGCAGCCAGUCAGAAGCCGUGCUUUGGUUUUCAAACGUUUCGGAAGUCGAACAGACUUCCGGAACGGAUUCCGUUUGACUUCCGAGGUACGACUGAGAACUAGUUUAGAGAUAACAUCACAGUACUCUUUUCCCAUUUGCUCCUGUUGCCCGAGACUUGGUUUUCAUGUUAAAUGUGAGGAACAAAGAUGUUGGAUCAAGAAUUAUUCCUACUUUACCUGGAGGGGUUGUCACACACUAGGGAUUCAAAUGUCUAUUUACUGAAACAUUUUUAAGGAAAUUGCCUUUCUUAUGGUCUACAGCCUUUUAACUAAUAACCAAGGGUGGUCAUGCAUCCCUCUUGAGUUCACCUUGUCACCAGUGGGUCUUUCAGAUUGAAGAGAAGUAUAGGGUAUUAAUUCCUAUGUUCAGCUUGGUAUUUUUGCAGCUGAGUGAAGAGGAGCAGAGGAAUUGGGAGUCUGAGAGAAGUGGGAGUAGAUAUAUAGUGGUGCCUUGGUUCUCAAACGGCUUAGUUGUCAAACAAAUUGGCUCCUGAAUGCUGCAAACACGGAAGUAAGUGUUCUGGUUUGUGAGCAUUUUUCAGAAGCCAAACGUCCGCCAUGGCUUCCAAUUGAACGCAGGAAGCUCUUGCAGCCACGCCUUGGUUUUCGAACGGUUUUGGGAGUUGAACAGACUCCUGGAACGGAUUCAGUUUGAGAACCAAGGUACCACUGUGUACUAUACAUUUGGCUCUGAAUAGCUCUUUAUUCUGGCUUGAAUAGCUAGUAGCCCUUAAAGGAUGAGGAGAUGGCAAAUUGUGAUGGCAACAGUCUGUGAUAUUCUCAUGGAUGUGCAAAUCUUUCCCUUCUUAGAGACUUAAAUAGCUACCUUAAGGCAUGGUUUUGCUGCCUGGGGGAAUUGGCAUGCUGUUCACCCUGGGCGCGAAUAAGGCAUUGUGGCAGAUUGCAAGGCUGAUUCUACUUCUUAGCACUUUGAGUCCAUUCAUGCAUGAUCCAAACAGUUUAGAAGAUAUAUAAAAUAGCUAAUUUUCAUAGUACCACAGCCGUGAGAGAGCAUGUGAGAACAUUUUUAAAAUGCUCUUGUUUAGGAGUGAUUUUUUUAAAAAUUGUGCUGAUAAUCAUAAAUGAUAGGAGAGGUUCUGUGGAAUUUAGUAGAGCUCUGUUUGUACACUACCACUAUCUUUGGACCACAGGUUGUUCCUGUUAACGGUCUUUGCAUGUCUCCUAUAUACCACAUGCAGUUUCCCCCCUUUCCUCACUCAUGUUACAUGAGUUCUGGAGCUUGUGUAACUCUGAGAGGAGAAGAUCUCUGAAUUGUUGGGGUUCUGUGUUGCACUUCCAAUUCAGAUAUACAGUAGCACCUUGGCUUACGUUACCCUCGGGUAAUGUAAACUUUGGAUUGCGAAAGCGGCAACCCCAGAAGUGUUUCGCUGCGCACACAUCCUCAGAAACAUUCUACCACGCUGCGUGCAUACGCAGAAGCUCUCCCUCUGGUCGCGGAAACCUGGAUCUGAUCAGAGCUCUGUAACAGAUCCCGUCCACAACCGGAGGUACCACUGUACUGAAGAUGAGUGAAGUAGCAUGUUCAUUAGUUCUUACAGGGAUGGCUCUUUAGGGCUCCUGCCCCUGUGCAGAAGAGGAUUAUUUCCAAUAUAUUAAAUGGUGUAGGUUGUUUUUUAUAUGUAGGAAGAAAGGUGUUAGCUAAAUGGUAGCUCUUCCACUAUUGGUACAGUGGUACUUCAGGUUACAUACGCUUCAGGUUACAGACUCUGCUAACCCAGAAAUAGUACCUCGGGUUAGGAACUUUGCUUCAGGAUGAGAACAGAAAUCGUGCUCCAGCGGCGCGGCAGCAGCAGGAGGCCCCAUUAGCUAAAGUGGUGCUUCAGGUUAAGAACAGUUUCCGGUUAAGUACAGACCUCCGGAACGAAUUAAGUACUUAACCCGAGGUACCAUUGUAUACCCCUUCUUAUUUGUCUCUUUGCUGUGCUUUCUUAUUUCUCUGCGGGAAGGUAAUUCUUUUCCUCCCUCUUCUGAUCAGAGGGUGAGAAUGGUCCUCUUGGAAUAUUUACAGGGAGGGAGGGAGGAGUUCUGCUUUCAGGUAUGUGUGCAGAGAUUCCCUUUUUGGCAUAGGAUACUGGGUUUGUUUAUACAUGUGGUUUUCACACAACCGACUUAGCACUGAUCUCGAGGCUUUUGAGGAGAGACUGUAAAUAUUUGCGUGUAAAGCCAUUUGUUUUGUUUUGUUAGGGCCAGCAGUGGUCCCUCCUCAGUAUUACGGAGUUCCUUGGGGAGUGUAUCCAGCCAACUUGUUUCAGCAGCAAGCAGCAGCUGCAGCAAACAACACAGCCAAUCAACAGGCUGCGUCACAGGCACAACAAGGCCAGCAACAGGUAAGCUGGGUGGACACACCUGAGGAAUUAAUAUAUCUGUCUGCUUAUGCAGUUUUAUUGAAUGCAAUGCGUAUUGUUGAAUAAAAAAAUAAUGGUAUAUCUAACAGUGCACAGUUUGUGUUUGCCAUGCUGGACAGCAGUCUAUUCAGUCCAUAAGCUUAAUGUUGUCAGUGUAUUUCAUUAUCAAAUCAGCAGAUAUCAGUUCUCUGAGGGAUGAGGGCAGCUCAUCCCUCAGAGAUGGGGGAAAGCCUCUAUUCAGGUUAAAAUUUUAGUUUGCCUUCUGAACUACAAAGGUCAGUUUAAAGUUUAUAACUAGAAAGACAGGCCUCUCCUUUUGCUUUUUAGUUGACUUUGUUAUUGGGGUUAGGCAGGCUUCAGCUGAGUUAAGUGUUGCGAGUUUGCCUGCCAAAAUAACAGCAACAAAUCAGCAAAGCCCAAACUGAGAAGGGAACAGAGAGGCCAGUAUGAAACAAGCUGUCAGGAUGUCUCCUACUGAAACCUUCCACCUGCUUAAAACAUUAGUGCUGGCUCUGAAGGGAAAAGCCUCCUCCUGUUGACCCCAUCCCCACUUUGCCUCUACCCACAUAUGUCGGAAGUAAAUGUAGUUGAGGAGCAUUGCCCUCAGGACAGCUGAGUACCACCACCUCUUUUUCAUGUCCUGUGUGGACCAGAAACUGUAUGUGCUCUGCCACUGCAACUCUCGCUUCUCCACUUAGCAAGGACCACAAAGCAGUCUGUGUCAGCAAUGCAGUGGCGUAAUGCAAUGAAGACAUCCUAGGUGACAUCUUCAAGGAAUCCUGAGGACAAAGCUUGGGUUCCCUAGAGGGAGGCACAUCUGGAACCCAAGAUGGCCGCCACUAUUAAUUUCCUGUGAAGAAAUACACUCCUCCACCCACAAGCCGCAUAGGGGAAAGACCAUUUCCUUUCUCUGUUUAAAAGCUACAUUCCCAGAGUAUGCAGUUGCUAGGUGCAAUUGGGGUGGCUGGAACAUGAAAACAGGCCUAUCUUUACAAGGUGGCAUGGAGUCUAGCUUGUCUCCUAGUUUUGAGUAAUAUACAGUGUUGCCUGGUUCCUCGGGUAACAAGAAAGGUGUGAUAUGGAGUAGUUGCAAGAGCCACUACGCUAAAAAGAAUCUGUUAAACCAGCAGUUCUCAACUUCUGGGUCCCCAGAUGUUGUUGGACUACAACUCCCAUCAUCCCUGAGCUCUGGCCUUGCUAGCUAGGGGUGAUGGGAGUUGUAGUUCAACAACAUCUGGAGACCCACAGGUUGAGAAAGGCUUUGUUAAGCCAGCCAUGUAUGCCUUGAGAAGGGGCACCAUGUUUAGGAACUUCAGAACACAACAUACCGUAUUUUUCGCCCUAUAGGACGCACUUUUCCCCCUCCAAAAAUGAAGGGGGAAAGUGUAUGCGUCCUAUGGGGCGAAUGCAGGCUCCUUGGCUUCAGCGAUAGCAACACGAAGCCAGGAGAGUCUGCUCUUUGAGGCUGAUGAUGGGGGAAAGCAACGCUUCCCCCCAUCGCCAGCCCCAGAGGAUGGGGGGCAGCGGGAAGGUGCGCGCCGCCUUGGCACUACUCUCCGACCUACUUUGGAGGCUGGCGGUGGGGGAAAGCAACGCUUUCCCCCAUCUCCAGCCCCACAAGCUGGGUCGAAAAGCCCGCAGGAGCCGCACAGCCUUUAAAGAGCGCGCCGCUCUUGGGGGCUUUUCCCCAAGGAGGGAGAAGGGACUGACUGGCCGAGUCAGUCCCUUCUCCCUUCUGUGGGCUUUUGUGGGAGAUGGGGGAAUUCCCCCACCUCCCGCAAAAGCACCCAGAAGCCAUGCGCUCUUUAAAGGGUGCGCGGCUUCUGCUGGCUUUUCUACGUGGUGGGUGAAUUCCCCUACCUCGUAGAAAUGCCUGCAGGAUGCCGCGCACCCUUUAAAGAGCGCACCGCUCUUGGGGGCUUUCCCCCAAGGAGGGACAAGGGACUGACUGGCCGUUUCAGUCCCUUCUCCCUCCUGGUCGAAAAGCCCGCAGGUGUCGCGGGCGGCUCCUGUGGGCUUUUGCGGGAGGUGGGGGAAUUCCGCCACCUCCCGCAAAAGCAGGGAGAAGGUCCUGGAGUAGCGCACAGGCUGCGUGCAGCCUGUCAGCUGCUCCCAGAGCUGCAGGGAGGGGGGAAAUCAUAUUUUUUACUUGACCCCCCCCCAAAAAAAAACUAGGUGCGUCCUAUGGGUCGGUGCGUCCUAUAGGGCGAAAAAUACGGUGACAAGUAUUUAUUUUGGCAGGGCCAUCCAGAUUGUGGCAAAGCUGCCAUAUUGAACAACAGUGGAUUUCUAGCUGAAAGCAUUCUUGGGGCAGAAUUCGGCUAAGUUUUACUAAGCUAAGAGUUAACCCAGUAAAAUUAAUGGACCUAACUUAGUCAUGUUUAUUAAGUUCAGUGGUUACUUCAGUUGCAUAUCAUCCCAUAUCUCAUGAAGCACAUAUGAAGCUUCAGUGAGCAGAGAUAAGAGUUGGAUGACUUUCUGGACAAUGAGUUGCAAUAUGUUCAGUAACAGUAUAAUAGUAAAAUUAUCUCAACUUGCAACAUAGUGAGACUAGUGCUAUGCUUUGCUUACAAGCAAAAUUGUCCUUAUUUAAAUUCAUUAGGGAUAUUUGAAAUGAAAUUAAAAAAAAACUUAGUUAUACACUCCAGUGAAAUUUGCAUUUGACUUGGAUAUUUAGAACAAAACACUGGCAAUUGCAGGGUGUGUUCUUUCGAUAGCAAAAUCAGUACCAGAAUGUGGAACCUCUGUUUACGAGCAUCUCAGAAGUCGAAUGCUUUGGCUUUCUAACGCCGAAAGCCUGGAAGUAACUGCUUCAGAUUUUGAAUGAAUUUCGGAAGCUGAACGUCCCACGUGGCUUCCAUUUUGAGUUUCCCUAUUUUAUUGAGGCUUCCGCUUUGGUUUUCAAACGUUUCAGAAGUUGGAAUGGUCUUUUGCAAUGGAUUAAGUUCAAAAACUGAGGUUCCACUGUACCUUGCUCACUACAAGGUUCAAAUUGAAGGUUAGGAGCACAGCCUGGUUCAUGCUGAGUAUGCUUGAUACUGGUAAUACAGUAAGGAGCCAUGGUUAAAGGCGGUAGUAAGAAUUUUCAUAAGCGGAGAGGCACUGGUGAAUGGAGUAUGUCAUUGCACGGUCGGCUAACAAUCCCUUAAAUACAUUUUAGGGCUGGCAAGUGCUGUCUGCAAAGCUUUGAAUUCUAAAUAGAUCGCUAAACUCCAUAAUUACAGUUAACAGUAAUUGCAUUUUAAAAUGUUCAGUAUUUAAAAUUUGCAGGCUGAAAGUGGGUAGAAAGACUGUUAAAACGAUAACCUCCUCACCACACUUAACCUACUAAAUGUCUCCACUUUGGGUUUCUUGCUAUUUUUAAACUACUUUUCAGUGUUAUUGAAUUACAGAAGGCCUAGCACCUUAAACUUGUGUUUUCUUGUGUCAUAAUUCUUCCAUUGAACUAGUCUAUGCCUGCUUACUUUACCUUAUUUAUACACUGUUGUUGGGGGUGUUAUUGUUUUUAAAAAAAUCACAACCCCAAAGUAUGCACAACAUGUUCCAGCAUUUUUAUCCUAUAUUACCUUUUUAUACUUCACAUUUUAAGCAAUUAGUGUCGCCAUUGGUCUUUUGUAGGUUCUUCGUACUGGAGGAAGUCAACGUCCUCUAACUCCCAAUCAGGGUCAGCAAGGGCAGCAGGCAGAGUCACUUGCAGCAGCUGCGGCAGCAAAUCCAACUUUGGCUUUUGGUCAGGGUCUUGCCACAGGCAUGCCAGGUAUCUAAUGAUGAGUUAAGGAAACUAAGAAUCAGUUCAAGCUAAAUAUCCUAAAAAUCCUUCUGUGUUCACAGUAAUAGACUGCUGAGAUGCAAUUUCUUUGUAACGUGUUUUUUAAAGCUUCGGUAAAAAAUUGAAAUGUGACUUUCAUUAACCGUGUUUACAGCUGGCUGAAGAAAUGUAUGUACAAGAUGGGGGAGAAUAAUGUAGGCUGCUUCCAGCCCCCUUAACAUGAAGUGGUCUGUCUGUGCCCUCUCCAUGGGAGAAUUAAAUCAACUGUCCAGUGUUAAUCUCUUAAUUAUCACACCUUCAGAUUAUCAGGAGUAAUAAUGACUUGUAUUUUAAGAAACAUGAGUGGCAUUCCAGUUGUGCAGUGGCACUUUCCCAUCCCUCCUUCGUGCUUCAGCCCCUCGCAGCUGCCAAAAAUUUACUGCUGAGAGUUAUGAGAGAGUUAUGGUAUGGGAGCUGCUGAGGUGAGGGAGCUGCAGCUGGGAAGGAAAGCCAGCUAUUAGAGAAAAUCUCCUUGUACAAACAGAAAUGCUUUCCUUUUGUGCAAUGAGCUGUUUGGAUCCAAGGCAUUGUAGUUUUUGUGUGUAUCUUACUAUGUAAUAUUUACUGUUUGUGACAAUAUGCAACACACAGCUUAGUGCUUUGUCAGCAGUUUUUCGGUAUUGAUUCUGGAAAGUUUGAAUUUCAGAAAAACAGAUUUGAAACCACAUUCCUUACAUUGGUUCAUAAUAUAUUUCUACAUUAGAAUAUGCACUUCGAAGAGCUUCACCUUUGGCUAAUGGAUGUCUUAAAUUUGUCACAUGCAUUUUUACAUUAAGAACUUAGACUUGCAUGCAUGACAUUUAAGGAUAGCUACACUGAUUUUCUCUAUUGUCUGCUUUUAUGCAAGCUACAAAGUAUCAUUGGUCAUCAAGCAGUCCAGAAUAUCUAAUACUUAUAGAUUGGUUAGUAGCACAACAGUAAUAUUUCUAAGACAGCUCAGAAGCGCUAAGUAUAUACAGAUGCUUUUAGAGCUUUGCUGCUGCUACUUUGACUAUAUAUACAAAGCAUCUUCUAAACAUGUUGGCUCUCUGGUGAAUAGGUCAUCUGAACUGGUCCAGUUGAAGCUGUAACUUGUAUAUUUGUUUGACCUUACUUACCUUGUUACGGGUUUAGUGUCAUGUGAAAAUGGCACCUUGGGCUGGUGGUGAAUGUGGUAGAUGAUCUUUCAAAGACCGAAGAAAAAAAAGUGGCCACUACAAGUGGGAUUGUUGAAGUAUCAGGCUUAACUAUUUUUUUUUCUGGCAUAAGCUUGCUUGGGAAGUCCUUUGAACUUAAGCCACUGUGUGAUUAUAACACAGUUUUGGUAUCAUUUGCUCUGGAGUGUUUCUUUGACUCUGUUCUAUAUAAUUAUUGAACAUCUAAAGAACUGAUUGGCAUUCAAAGAUGGGAACGUUCUCUGGUUCUGUUGUGUUGCAACUUCAUCUUUUGGCAUACAUGUAGGUAGUUUGGGAGUAGCCCCCAUUCGACAAUUCAAGUUAAGAGGCAUAGGAUUGCACUGCUUAGCACAGAGCUUUCCAAACUUUUCGUGUUGCUGACACACUCUUAGGACAUGCAUCAUUUCACAACACAGUAACUCAGUUUUGCAUUUCGUGCCAGUAAUUUUACUAGCAAACCUGAGGUUAAACGCAGGGAGCGUUUGUGUGACACACCUGCACAGUUCAGCCGACACACUAACAUGUCAUAACACACAGUUUGGAAAGCUCUGGCUUAGCAUAGUUCUAUGUCCUACUGUUCUCAAUGGGACUUCUGUGUAUUUGGGUAUAGGACAGCAGCCUUAAUCAUUAAACACCUGUAGCUGGAGAGGAGUAGAGGUGGUUAGUUUUUUGUUCCAUUUGUUAUCUAUACAUGUAACAUCUAAUUUGUGUAGGGUUCUGUUCAGUGGUGUUCCUGCGCAAGUGGAACAGAUUUCCGCUCGAUGUGGUGGGCAAGGUAACUGCUGAGGUCAAACUAAUCAAGUUGAUAGGAGUGAGGUUGCUGAUUUGUCUUAGGGAGGCAAUGCUUAGGUUUUGUACUAGGGAAAAGCAGAAACCAAUACAACAAAUGACAAUGCUGUAGGAAAGGAUCACAGAAACUAGCUCAGUAUUUACUGUAUGAGCAUGUUAUACCUAACUCAGGAUAUGGGGCAGGAGUCAGCUUAUGAGUCCCGCUGCCAGAAGCCCACAUAAGGACCUCUGCCAGCACAGUGGGGCUUUCCACUUUUGUGUCCCCCAAAAAAUUGGUUUGGGGGAUCGGGAGAACCCCCUAAAUAGCACAUAGCGGUUGGGAAGGGGGUUAUCUUGUCUGGUAAGCUGAAAUAUUUGUGCUGAUGGAACAGUUGCCAUUGCGCUUUGUUGAAUUACUCCCUUGGUAAAUGAAAUGAACACUGACACAGUAAUUUACUAAUGAAUUAAUAUUAGCAAAAUAUACCAAAUUAUUUAUGAAAGAUUCACAGGCUGCCUUGGAAAGUUUCUGGAAGGGCAGUUUGUAAAUACCUUAAAAGAAUAAAUGGUACAGAAAUAGUAACAACUUCUCUGUUUCAUAUAAAGCAGCAAUUCUCACACCUUUUUUCCAAGGAAAUUUCCGCUUAAACAUUACUGGAGGUCUUGAUGGACCACAAUAAACUUUUAUUUCCUUCAGUACCAGCUUUGUCAAAAUCAGUGCUGUGAUAGGAAAAUCACGGAGCCCUGGCCAACUAGAGACCUUCAACUAACUGGUAGAUGUUUAGAAUAAAUUAGGCUACACAAGUGACAUAUUAUGAAAAUCAUAGGCCCUAGGUCAGGGCCUCAUUAGCCUGUUUGGUAAUUCUGGGUUGGGUUAAAAUGGCCUCUAUUUGUCAGAAGAAAAAAAUCAAGGCCAGAUAGUCUUGAGUGUUCUGUAACCUUUCUUAAAUGAAACUUACAUACCACCAGCUGUCUGCAGACCAGAGUUUGAGAGAACCUCUUACACAUAGAAAGGUAAAGGUCCUUUAGCUCAGAAGAUUGGAGGUGAUAGAUCAGAUCAAUGAAAAUAACAUUUGUUUUGUGCAAGAUCACUGCAGUGCUUGUUCUGCUGUCAUGAUUCAUAAAGUUUUUAAACAAAAUAACAUUUUUAACCCAUAGCACAAGGGUUCCUUUGAAUUUGCUGUCAUUAAUGUAGCAAUGAUUGGUAUUAAAGUCUUACUAUCAUGAUGUACAUGAUUAUUAGGUCACCUUUUUGUUAGGGCCAGAAAGUCAGUCAAUUGACUAAACAAAUAAUUCAGUGAAGUCAAGAAUUCCCUUCUUGACUCUGUCAGUACUCUUUCUUUUUCUUUUUCUUUAAUGGCAGCAAUUAGAGGAAUCAGGAUUGCACUCCUGCACACCCCUUAUCUAGGAAUAGCCACUGCCCUCUCAAAAACCCACAUGUCAUAGCUUUCAUCGGCUGUAUGCUGUAAUUGGCUGCUGCUUUGUUCAGAAUUGCAGUUUACAAGAAACGUGGAGAAAACUCAUACAUCCAUCAUCAGAGGGUGCACAGAGCACAGGUGUUAAAGCAUCCAUUGUAGUUGCUGUGAGGAGAGUAGGCUGCUGUAUGAUCAUACACAGUGUUCUAUAAAACUCCUGGGGUCUUCUAGAGUGGCCGCCUUCAAACUUGGAUGUUGCAAGACUACAACUCACAGCAUCCCAGAUCAGUGUCUAACUGGCUGGGAAUGAUGGGAGUUGGAGUCCGAAAACAGAUGGGAGCCCAAGACUGAAGAACACUGUCCUAGAGUUUAGUAGCUUCUCUAUGACCAAAGUUAAAUCUUUUAACUAUAGCGGUACCUCGGUUUUUGAGCGUCUUGGAAGCUGAACAUUUCAGUUUUUGAACGCCAAAAACCCGGAAGUAAAUGCUUCCAUUUUCGAACGCGCCUAGGAAGUUGAACGGCUUCCGCUGAGUUUCCCCCCCAAUUUUCUCCAUUGAAAUUGCAGGUUGCCCUUUGUGCCUCGGUUUUCAAACGUUUUGGAAGCCGAACGAUCUUCCGGAAUGGAUUGUGUUCGAAAACCGAGGGACCACUGUAUUUUCAAUAAAUAUUUCACUAGGCAAAAUGACCUAAGUUUUUGGCAGGCUGCAGUACAGUAAUUAAAAUUUCACAAAACAAAAUGCAAAUGCUAUUUUGUACCAUACAAAUGAACUUGCACCACAUCUACAUUGCUCUCAACCUUUAUAUUGGCACUCAUACAUUUAAAAAUUUGAGCCUCCAGUAUCAUGCAUAUUUAUAAUGAUAUAUUGCACUAUUGUGUGAUAUGCUUGACCUCAAAAAGCAGGUACAUUUCCUGAGGAGUGUUCUUUAUGCAAAAAAAACAAACAAAGAAAAACAGUUCUUGGCUCUGUUUGUUCUAGAGAAGGGCCAUCUAUUUGAUAAAGAGCGGUUUUUAUCUGUGAAAGAGUUUUUGUUAUAUUACUUGUAACAUUUAUUCUCUAACGGCCUAUUCUGCAUUCUUUACAGAGGAGCAGUAAAGCAGAGUGCAGUGAAAGCCUGACCCAUUUGCUAGCAUGUGAAAAUGGUAGUGAAGGUAGUAGAAAAGAACAGCACAGUCUAGUUUUGAAUAUGCAUUUGUAAUAUGAAACUACAAUUCUCCUGUUCCUCAGAAGGUUUCAGUAUCCCUGUAACUAUAUAUAGUUCUUUGUUGAUUUCAAAUGGUAUAGAGUCACAUGCCUAUGAACAUGCAUGUGAUCUCCAGUAUCCCUUUCUCCCCAUUUAAUGUGCACUAUUUGCUUGUAUUUACAACAAAAUGAAACACAGAGCCUCCUGGGCAUAAUCUGCCACUUGCAUGCAGCCCUUACAUGCAUGGAAGGGGGACUUCAGAAGAAACCAUUGACCUUUUUCCCCAUCUCCUUGAUUGGCCCUGGGUUUCCACACACGUUGUGACAAAUACACAGCAGUGCAUUGGCUUUUUACAUCUCUGUAGAGGUGACAGAUUUGCAGGAUGGAUCAGCCCCACUCCCCUAAGUUUUGGGGUUUUUUUGUUCCCCCUUCCAAAAAAGUGCUUUUUAAUAAAAAAUAAUAAUUUUAAAAUGAAACUGUUAUGCUGAGGUGUCCUCCACUGUGGUUCUGUAGUGUUGCUGUGGGGUGUGGGGGUGUGUCACCAGUUCUCUAAAAACAGAUGCCUCUGCCUUGGCUGUAUACAAGCAGCACUCUUUCAGGUCAUGUUAGGUGGCUCAUGCAGCAUUUGUUACAUUCGUUCCCACUGUCUCAGAAAAGCCAUUAUUUUGUAUUUCUUUUCCUUACUUGGAAAGCUUGGGGCAGACAGUUAGGAGAGCAAAUAGAUGAAGGCAGAUGGGGGAGUGGCUCAGAGACAGUUGCUCUGUCUAGUCUUUAGACAAGCAGGUGCGUGGCAAACUGUACCUCCGAGCCAAACCUUUGCCACUAGAUUUGGAAUAGAAUUGGUUCAUCUUUUCUAGGAGAUAAAAAGCUGUCAGCUUGCUCGUUGUUUAAAAAGCGAUGUGUCAUAUAGAUGCAAAAUAAAACGCUUAUCCCAAAAUAAAUAAAUUUUACUAGUGUUUGUUUUGUAUUGAUUAGGCUAUCAAGUCUUAGCCCCUACUGCCUAUUACGAUCAGACUGGUGCAUUGGUAGUGGGUCCUGGGGCCAGAACUGGACUUGGAGGACCUGUCAGAUUGGUGGCUUCAACACCUGUCAUCAUCAGUUCUGCAGCUGCACAAGCAGGUAGGUAGAUCUUUUGCAGCACUAUCACAAUUUGAUAGGGAAACAUUCUAACAGUAAUCAGUUCUCUCCCCCUGCUUGCUCUCUUUCAAAUAGUGUUGCUUUAUAGCUAGCAUUAUUUGCUCAUAGCUCCCGCAUAUAUGCAAGAAAGUUUGUGUUCGGGUUGUUUCUCUCAAGAUUUGCAUCUCCUGUCCCUUCCCAAGCAUAAAAAGCUAAAUUACUGAAGGACUAUUUCCUGGAUUGUUUCAGAAAUUCCCUUUUACCACCACCACCAAAUGCAGCUCUCUUUAGAUAUUGGACAUGUGGAGAAAUGAUUGUAUGAACCAGGUUGUACACAGGUGAACAGAAAGUAGAUUGAGAUCUGCUGAUAACACUCUGGGAGAUUUGCAGUAGACCUGCAAGGGUUUUUGAAUCUCAGUUCUUAAAAAAAAUCAGGCACAAAAUGACUUACUAACCUUGAAUUAAGCUGCUGAAAUAAAGAAAGCCAUUGUGUGAAUGGUCUGGGAGCUUAGCCCGGUUCAAUUCUGAUACGGAAUUGAAAUGCUGAGGCUCAGAAUGUGCUCAGAGGCACCUUGGUUUUUUCCUGUAUUUAAAAACCCAAGUAGAAAUCCCAAAAUUAAAUCUGCCGUACUUCAGUGCUGUAACUUGCCUGCUUUGCAUGCAUAAGUUCCAAGGCUCGUUCUUUGGCAUCUCUAGGUAGGGAUGCGAAGGUCUUCUGAUUUGAAACCCUGAGGAACUGCUUUCCAUCUGUGUCAAUAGUAAUGAGCAAGAUGUAGCAAUAGUUGGGCUCUAUAUAAGGCAACCUAGCAUGUUUCUAUUACCACCCCCCACCCCAGCCGCUAUACAUGUUGGUAGUAAUUUCUGUGAUGGCAGCAUGCUGCAAUUACAGAAGGGACCUCCUGCCGUUGCUAAACUGUAGCUACGCCCAUGUUAGGCAAAAAGAUUCCUGCAUUGCAGGGGGUUGGACUAGAUGACCCUUGUGGUUCCUUCCACCUUGAUAGGAGUCUAUGCGCAGUCUAAAACACACAGACAUUCUACCAUAACAUAGGAAGCCAUGCCCAGGAAGUAGUUUGGGGAGAGGAAGAGUAAUCGCUGAAUGUUAAAGGAGCGUUUUGCUUUGUUCUGCUCUCCUAAUGUGGGGGUUGCUUCAAAGCCUUGCAGGUAAGCUUGGUGUAGCUAUAGAGUGAAUAAUACGAAAGGAACUAAAAGGAGUGGUUUCUAAUGCCGGGUUUGAUGAUUUGAUUCUUUUUGUUUUAUUUUUGCAUUCAGAAAAUUUUGGCAUCAACCCCCCCCCCCCCCAAAAAAAAAUAAUAAUAAUAAUCCGGCAUAAGGUUAAGGGUGACUUUAGUUUUCAAGAGAUUUAUUUGGAUGAGGCAGAAGGGUACCUGGAUCCUAGUCCUGUGCUUGCUGUAAACCCAUGAAGUAGAAGUGGGGGAAACUGAAUAGCCAUACUGGGAAAAGAGUAUAUAAUAGUGCCUGGGUUUCAGAUACUGUUUUCCCUCGACAGUGAGCAGGGAAGUGAAGUGACGGCCCAUCAGAUUCACCCUAACAGCAAACAUUGAAAGGGGGAAAGCAGUGAGAAAGAUGGCAGCACCUGAGGCAAAGAGAUAACACCCCUUUGCUGCAUGUGCAGUAGAAGACUUGGAAAAGAGGAAAGGUCUUUUUAAUUCCUUGCUGCUUGUCUUUUGCAGAAAGCAAUAACUACUCUUAAUCCUUCAGCUUUCUGUGAAAGACCAGCAUACAAGUGGGAGAUCCCUCUCCUUCUCCAAGCUCUUUACAGUUUGUGGAGAUAGCAUCCAAGGCAGGACAGCUUUCCACAGUGGGAAAGGCUGUUGAAUUUGUAGACCCCUUUUCAUUUCCCCAGCAAUUUGCUCUUGUAUUUUCAUUUAAAAUUCAUUUAAUCUACUUAACACCUUAUGCAACUGGGAUCGUUUUUGCGUUGGAUAUUUCUUUUGUUCACUGAUGAUUUGCCUUUAUGGGAGAGAGUAAUGAAAAUAGUAGUCUCAUUUUUCUAAAAUCGAAAUGUUCUAGAAUCUGAUGACUGAAAACCAUGUCUCUUUACAGCAGCAGCAGCUUCAGCUGGAGGAACAGCAAACAACCUCACAGCAGCCACAAACGGGCUUUUCCGGCCCCUUGGUGCCCAGCCGCAGCCACAGCAGCAGCAAACAAACAGUAGCCUACAGUCCAAUUCAUUUUAUGGCAACAAUACUUUGACCAAUAACUCCCAGAGCAGUUCACUCUUUUCGCAUGGCCCUGGCCAACCAGGAAGCACAUCCCUUGGCUUUGGAAGCAGCAGCUCCUUAGGAGCUGCCAUUGGCUCUGCACUCGGUGGAUUUGGCGCAUCUAGUAAGUUACAUUUUUAAAGAAGGAAAACUGAACAGGUUGUAUGAAUUGCUGUGGAUGAAAGAAAAUCCUGUUUUUGCAUAUUUAUUUCCUACAUGCAUCAAAAAUGGUACAUCUGGAGUUCAACGGAAGGCAGUUUAGCCUGCUAGGCCUUGUACACGAGAAACAGGGUUGAGCGUGUUGAUGCCUUUGACAGACAGCUCACAUUUGGAGCUUUUCAAACCAAUUCUCUAUUGUGGUUGAUUUGUCUUGUGCUUUUCAAAGUUUAUGUCCCUUAAAUGCAACUAUGGCUGAGCAGUGGGCAAGCGAAAUUCCCGCCCUCCCAUUCCUAUUGGACCUGCUUUAGUUUAUAAAUGUUUAGGAAUAGCCAUUUUCUUUUAUUUUCAUUGGACAAUGAUCGUUACUGUUUCAUUCACAGCUUUGGUAACACAAGUACCUCAACACCUUUCUAGAAUUUGUCAGCCUGUUAAGAUUGUGGAAAUUGGUUUAUUAUUGAAGGAAGUGUUGAAUGUAUGGUGAAGCACACAUGAGUAGUUUGUUGUUUGCAUUGCAUAGAAGAAGGUCUGUGUGAAGCACACACAAUUCUGCGCACAUUACAAAAUAUAAGUGCGCUUGCACACCCUGACAGUGGAAAAUGUCCCAUGUGAAACAAUUUUUUUAAUGUAUUGGAGAAUUUAAUAAAACUCUUCACUUUUGACCAUUAUAAGCAUUUUCCCUUUUUAGUCUUGUAGGACUGUUUUUAUCUUAGCCAGUAAAUUCCAUUUUUUAAAUGAGUCCAUAUAAUGUAGUGUAAAAAAAGAUGCCCUUUGUACAAAUCUUAAAAUGCUUUCAACAGAAAGCUAUGAAUGGCAAAAUGGAGAAUUAUGUCCAUGUCAUUUUUACACAGAGUACCCUUAAGACUUCCAAAGUUUUGUUUUGUUUUGUUUUUCACUCCCUUAGCUGAGUAUGAUACAGAUGUGCCCAUUUAUAAAAACAACCUUAUUGUAGUUUUGUGCUCCUUGUACCCUGGCACUAGUUAAUUGCAGCCAUUUGUUAUUUCCAAGUUUAAUCCUGUAAUCUUGGCUUGAUUAUAUAAACAUAAGUCCAUUCAAGUCCCCAAUUAUGUUUGAGAGUGCUAUGCAUAUACUAUUUUUAAAAGAGCUCUUCAUAUUGAUAAAUCGUUUCCCCAGUUAUUAUGUUUGUUAAUAAUGCUAUCCAAAAUUAGAAUUAAAAUAUUAGCUGCGACUUAUUUCUUCUUGUUAUUUGACUAGUCCUUUGUAGCGUGCUAAAAUCAGAUUCUACAAAGCAGAGUAGGGAUAUAGCAAAAAUGUGUGUCACACAUCUCCAGGUUGUGGGUGGGUAGUAUAUUAAUCCUCUCAGGCAAAUGUUAUAUGUUGCUUGAGUCCUAGAUGAUUGAUAGACACCAGCCUGCUUCUGUAUUUAAUUUGACAUAAUGAUGAGUGGCAGUUAAUCUGGACAUACACUGCAUUUCUGAAUUAAAAGCAGAAAAUUUUUGACUGCUUCUUAACAAACAGGUGAAGCAGUUCAAGAUAUUUGCUCGCAUUUGCUAAACAGGGAAGCAAAGUUUUACCUAGUGUCUUCAAAUAUGUUUAGGUAAUCUCAACAUCUGCCCAUUGCCUUUACUUUCACAUAAAGUUACAGAUUAAGAUUUUUUAAAUGGUAUGACAUUUAUCCUACAAAAUUCAAGUACGUCAUUGAACUAUUAGUCCAUACUUUUAAAGUACAUAUCCCAGUUCCUUGUUUAAACGUGACCACAUAUAUUUGGCUAUUGCAGUUCAAAUCCCUUUUAUGAUCUGCCUUCAAAAUGUCAUUGGACCUUUUCUUUUUUAAAAGAGUGCUUACUUAGAGAGUGUGAUCAAUUUGAAUGCUUCUGAGAAGUGUGGAAUCUCAGGAAAAAAUUUUUAGUAGCAAUUGUGAAGUAGCAUGGAACAAAAUGUCUCUUAGGGAUUCUCCUGUAGAACCAAAUCCCGUAGCACUACUGAGCUGGGGGUUGUUGCGGGGGGAGCUCCUGUCAAUAUAGUAAUUCAGCUGGAGGGGGGAGGGGACACCAUUUACGGAAAUUAUUUCAAAUUAAUACUCCGCUUCAUUGGUUCAUUUUAACACAGUACGACAUACCUGACUAUUGGUCCCAAAGCCCGACUCCAGUGUAUCAAAAUAACCUCAGAAAUGUUACUAAGUCUUGAGUGUGUCGAGACUUGGCGAUUGCUUAAAAUCCUUCCUGAUUUGAGGGAUGAUGCUUGUGCUCAUUUUGUGAUUUAUAUUAAAUCAUGUGUGGUUAUCACAGUUAAUUUGUCUUUGGAAUAAUUUUGAUUGUUAUAAUGAUUGUGAUCACAUCUGUUAUGACCCAGCUGUAGGUUGGGGCUAGGUUUUCCUUGGUUGACGCUGUAUGUAAUAGGGUCUUUUUAUUUCUUCCUUCAGUUGGCAGUUCUGCAAGUAGUAGUGCCACAAGGAGAGAGUCUCUAUCUACUAGCUCUGACUUGUACAAAAGAUCUAGUAGCAGCCUAGCACCCAUAGGGCAGCCAUUUUACAAUAGUCUGGGAUUUUCCUCCUCUCCAAGCCCAAUAGGCAUGCCUCUGCCAAGCCAAACUCCUGGACAUUCACUUACGCCUCCGCCUUCACUUUCAUCACAUGGAUCCUCAUCCAGUUUGCAUUUAGGUAAAAAAAACAAAAGCCCUUUUUUGUUUGUGUAUGUAUGUGUGUAUAUGUAUUUUUCUAUGUAUAUUAAAUAUUUUUAUGUUGGGUUAAAUGUCAAUUUGCCUCUUCAGUAAAGGAAACAAAUGUUGCAUAACGGGCCGGGUCCCAGUGUGUUGCUCAGCACAGUCAAAUCUUUUAAUGGAAGCAGUUACCGAAAGUUAAAUGAGCCCCCUGGAGCAACAUGUUUUUCCAUAACCACCCUUGCCGCAUCAAAACGAAAGCCCGAUUUCUAGAGAGAAAAAACAAACCAAGAUUGGGUUGUUUUGUUGUUGUUGUUGUACGACAGGAAAAGGUAUAUAUAUUCCUCUUGUUUCUGUGUUAAACAUAUGUCUGCUAUUUAUGGAGUCGGCUUUAGGCUAAUGUUUGGUGCGUGGUAGUGACAGGAAUUAUGAUAUCUUUGUUAAAGAAAAGCACAUGCAAAGUUUGCAGUACUGAAAAAUCCUGCUUUUUGAACCAACAGGUUAGAAUGAUUUUGCAGGAAGUCUUUUAGAAACUUGCCUUCAAAACAGCUGGAGGGGGAACAGCAGUGAUAUGUAGUCUAUAAUACAUCCUCUCCAUCACACCUACUGCAUUAGUAAUAUUUUCAUCAAAUUUUGUUUAUGCUGAUAAAUGUUUUAUUUAGCAUGGUAUUAGGCUUAUUUUUAAAAGAUUGAAUUACAUACAUUGGGGGGGGGGGGCUUUUUGUGCAAUUUGCAAUUCUGAACCUUUCUGUUAGUAAUGCUGUGAGCUAUGUAACUUCAGGUUAGUAUAAGCUGUGUAACUGAAGGUUGUAUGCUUUACGCUUGUGAGCUGUAGAGGCACUGGGAAUUUUGCUAGAGAAGGGUUUCUCUACCACACAGAUAUGAAAACAUGACUACCAGACAUGUUUUAAAAUGUCAUACAUAUUAUAAAUCUACUUGUGCUAUAAUGGCACAGUACGUAAAUAAAUACUCUUUGGUCUUUCCCAUUGACUUAUAAAAACAGGCAGUUUAGGCAUAUAUUUAUUGGCCCUGUAUGGCUGUAUAUAGAAAAUAAAGUACUUUAAAAAGUGCUGCAUGUAGAAGUAGUACUAAAUAAACCUAUGUAAGAUGUGUAGAUUAUAAAGUGCAAAGUAUCCUUAUUAAAAUGAGGCUUCAGUCUAAAAUAUUGUCAUUUUCUUUAUAAUAAAUUAUAUUAUAAAGUAGGUCCUGAUUGUAAGCUUACAGUAGGCAGCCAUUGUGAGCACAGGAGGCUGGACUAAUAGGCCCCAAAUAAAAAGAUAGAUUUUAUUAUCCAAACUAUGUUUUUUCUUUGUUUAUUUUUUCCUAAAAUAAGUUAGCUAGAAGAUGAAGGUAGCACUUAACCCAUUCUUAUGAAGUUAAGUUGGUUCUAACUGCAUUGAAACAAAGAUUACCAGAUGUAAAACAGUAUUCAAGGUUGUCUAGCCUUGUACUUGAAUAUUGUCUCUCCUUGGAGACAUUUUUACUUGGAAUGUGUUUCAGGUUCUCUUGCACCUCUGCAUUUGAGUAGGGUUUGCAUCUUGCCUCUUGAUCUGUCCCCAGGAAGAACUGAAGUUUUCUGUCACAGUGCAAGGAAAAAUACCAGCUUCCUGUAAGCACAGUGGUUGACAAGAGACUUAUGUGCAUAUACCCAGGAUUUUCCAACCCCAUCUCCUACCAAAAUGCUUGGCACACCCAGAAAAGCUGUUACUAAAUACAGUCAUACCUCGGAAGUCAAACAGAAUCUGUUCCGGAAGUCUGUUCAACUUCCAAACAUUCGGAAACCAAAGCGUGGCUUCUGAUUCCGAAGCCCUGUCGGAUAUUCGGCUUCCAAAAAUAGUUCCCCGACCGGAACAGUUACUUCCGGGUUUGCGGCAUCCGGAACCAAAACGUUUGAAAACUAAGCUGUUCAAAAACCGAGGUACGACUCUGUAUUCCUGAGUGGAAUUCAGUAUGAUGUUUUUUAUUUUUUUGCAAAAGAAGCACUUGCCUUAAUAGCACACCACUCUUUAGAUUCCAUCCAGAAUCAGACCUUAUUUGUUCUCUGUAGUCGAGAGCAAAGGUGACCCGAGGCGCUUCUUGGUUUGACAUUACUCUCCUGUAAAUGACAUAUGAUUAGGCCGGCUGUACUCUGGCUAAAACUUUAAAAUUCUGCAUUGGGAUAAUCCCAAGUUCAACAAAAGCUAUCCUAUAGCUCUGAAAGUUAUUAAUUAAGUUGUUCUUAAUUUGCAUAGUUUGUGCUGCGUUGUUUUAUUCUGCUUCUGAACAUUCAUGGAAGACACAAAAUAUGUAUCCAUUUAUUAUUAUUAUUAUUCUGUGCCUGCUGGAAGCCUGGAACUUAGCAACUCCCCAGGCUUUUGAUAUUUUACCAUACAUUAGACACUUCAUUUAAUUCUGAAAUGUCUAAAAAUGAAAGGUGAGAUUCAUAACACUUUGAAAUCUGCACCCAGUACACCUUCUGUGGCUUUUUCUGCUUGAUCAGAAAUAAAGCAGGCACACACUGUGCUAUGAUCAUGACCAUUUGUUCAAACCUGUACCCAAAGCUCACAGUGUGGAGUACUGUUGUUUAGGAUUAGAUGUUCAAUGCCAUUCCUCCCUGUCCUGAAGGUCCAUAUCCAACCUCAUCCUGGUAGGCAGCAUUCCAUGCUCACUGAGCCUACAAAGCCUGUGGUGGGCUGCUUCUUGGAGUUUCCCCUCCAUAGAUAGAUAGAUAGAUAGUUACAUACAUAGAUACAUAUAUAGAUAUAUGUAGUGGGGAGGGAAGAGAUGGAGUCAUCUGGAUGCUCAUGCCCAUCCCAGCUAUAUUAAAUUAUUAUUUUCUCCAUUGUUGUCUAUGGGCAGCUCUGUCUUCCAGCCUUUGAGGAUAUUCAGAAAUAGCUUCUCAGUGUGAACCAGUAAGUGAUCUAUCCAGCCAAUAAGAUGGCUCUUUCUACCCUUUUAUACAUAUACCUGCAACUUCAGACCUCGCUGUAAUGAAGUUUGACAUCAGUGGCUAAAAUCAGUAGUUUUGAAAGGUCCAAUCCGCCAUCUGGAUUCCAAACAACAGCCAGUUAUAUCCAAACAUAGAAGGCAACCUGCUUCUUAUCAGGAAAUAAUAAUAAUAAUAAUAAUAAUAAUAAUAAUAAUAUAGGAACUAUAUACCACCCUUUAUCAAAAGAUCUCAGGUUGGUGUGCAACAUUAAGAACACAUUUUAUGGAGCAUAAAAAUAAAAACAUAAUAGACAGGAUCAUAAUAAAAUAAUCAUAGUGUCUCUCCCUCCCCGCCCCAAAGUUUUCACAAGCCAUAUAUUAUUUAAUGGUGAAAGGCCUGGGUAAAGAGGAAUGUUCUUGCCUGGCACCUAAAAACAUGUAAUGCUCAUGCAAAAUUUGGUUAUUAUCUCUUAAAAGGUGUUCAGAUGUGUGGCAAACAAACAGCUUUCCAAAAAACACUAGAGACAUCUGUUUCUCUGUUCUCGUGUUCAGUCAAUUCGCUCCUCCCACCCACUUGUCAGUUCCACUGAGGAGUUAUAGUGCUGUAUUGAGGUUUUUGUGCAUUGAUGGUACAGUGUGGGCUACAUAAAGCACAGACACAAAAAGACUCAAAAUGGAGGCAAUCUGAUAUAGAGGCCCUCCAUCCAAGCAGGCUGUAAAAGCUGCUGCCUUUUUAAUUGCAAUAAUUUCAACUUCCAAAUUACACUGUGUCUUUUUGUACAGUAACGAAAACCUCUUAAUAUGCCUUUAUGACUGUCUAGCUGUGUGCUCUGAAGGAUGCUUUUGUGUGGGCGCUUUUUACAUUAAAAAUUAAAUUUUAAAACAUCAUCUAGGAAAUUAAAAUGUUAGCUUUUCAGAUGAUGAUGUGAGAAUUUCCUAAAGCAUAACUUUGCGCAGAAUUUCAGUGACCAUUUGAAGCAUGCACAUUUUGCUUCUAAAUAGCUAGUUGAACAAAUUUUACAGGUCUUUGAUGCAGAAGAGUGCGCUGUACCCAGGAGUGUUCAUACCUUUGCAGAACAGACACCUGCUCAUGCAACAGAACUUCCUCUUCCUUUUUUCCCCCUGACACGCACCCCCUCAAUUUGCUGUGGGAGGGGGAGAUUGCGGGACACCCCAUGGAGCAGAUUUGGGGCUGCAAAGCAGAGGAGAGAAAGGGGAUGCCCUGUUUUAUGAGCGGAAAUAACCCAUAGUGUUGAAUUUCACCUAUAGUAUCCGGAUAGACAAAAAAUGCUUUGCUUAAGGAACCUCUGCACACUGCCAGGAGGUGUAGAAUUAAUAUGCCCUGUUAUCAUAUUGAGCUAAUAAAGUUUCAAACUGAGAAUUCCUUGCAAGUGGAUGAAAAAGUAGCUGGUAGUUCUACUAACAUGUUGAAUUAUCUGCAGAUUGUUUUCUUUCUUUGUUAUAUACAGUAUAUGAGUCACUUUUCCCAUAGUGGCUCAGAGUAACUUACAAUAGAAUAAUAGAGCCAUAGAGUUGGAAGGGACCCAAGAGUUCAUCUAGUCCAACCCCCUGCAAUGCAGGAAUCUCAGCGAAAGCAUCCAUGACAGAUGGCUAUCCAACCUCUGUUUAAAAACCUUGUGGGAAUCUGUUCCACUGCCAAACAGCUCUUACUGUCAGAAAGUUUUUUUGAAUGUUUAGUUGGAAUCUCCUUUCUUGUAACUUGAAGCCAUUGGUUCCGAGUCCUACCCUCCAGAGCAGGAGAAAACAAGCUAGUUCCCUCUUCCAUGUGACAGCCCUUAAGAUAUUUGAAGAUAGCUAUAAUAAAAGCAAUUGAAAAAGUCCUAUAAACAUCUAAAAGCACAGUUAUACAGAUAAAAGAUGCAGACUUAGGGAUUGCAUCCCACUAAAAGAGGCCGUAAUGGCACGCUUUCGAUUAAAAGCCAAAAGCUCAGGUUAAGAGAAAAGUCAAACCUACAGUUAAAGUAGGUGAGGGUUUCUCACCCCAAAAUUCUCAGUACCUAAAAUGGUAUACAUCAUCAAGAUUUAUGGAGAGUUUCUCUCUCAAGAAUAAGUGCUAGCUUUUGGAGUUGUACCAAAAUGGGUUAGUCAGAGAGAGAGAGAGAGAGGAAAAAAGAAUAGGCUCCAUUAUUUCAUCUUUGCAAAAUUUAUGCUGCAUGAGAAUCUGUAUUUGUACUUAUUGUUCCAGCUUUCAAACAUUUCAAACAUAAAAAUUCAGAUUUGAAUUGCUUAUGAAUCAGGUCUGUCACCUCUCUAGUUCUUUGUUAGCUCUAUAAAGAAGAAUAUCAGAAUGUGUCUGGGUUGUACUCAGUGCUUUGUGAGCAGAACUCCACUCAUGCAACAAGGCUUUCCCUUCCUCUCCCCUGCAUUUCUCAAAAAUCUGCUGUGGUGGGAUUCCCCAGCCCUGUGGAUCUGAUUUUGAAGGAUGGCUUCAGGAAAGGGGAUAGGAAGGAAAAGUUCUGUUCUACAAGCAGAAGUCUCUUAAGAUGGUGGAACAUUGGGUAUCUCCUUUUUUCAAUAUCACAAAAAGGAUUUCUUAGCCUGUUUAUAUUGUAUUAUUUUCUGUCUUGGAGAAAAUUCAGAGGCCCAAACUAGUGAGCAGGGUCUUAGAAUAGAAAUCUCAUUUUAUCUUUUGUUCAUUGCUCUUUUCUUGACCCCUUUUUAUGAAUUGUUUUUCCCAGUGUGUUUGCUCUAUUUCUUUACCUUGCCUGCCCUCAUCUUCACCAUGAUAUAGAGAUGCUGUUUUCACCUCUGCUGUGUUUAUUAUUUCUGCCAUCGUUCUGUCACUGCCUUCCUUCCACAUACCUGAAUAUAUACAGAAGUCUUGAUCUAGCUAGUUUGAUUUCUUACAGCGUUGGUGGUAAAAACAUCAACAGAUUAUUUCAUGUCACAUUUUAUAAAAUGACUGGGGCAAGAUUUUCUGUAGAAGAUGGAGAACAAAACAAGAUUAUUCCCCUUUUGUAUUUGCCACUACUUGCUAAAUAACUAAAAGAAAAAAUUGUUUCCAGGGACUAUUUUCCAAAUAAGAUUAGUAAGUCAACUUGUUCAUAGCCUGAAGGAUCACAUGCUAAAUGCAAAUCUGAUCACACAUUUAUAUUUAGUAACUUUGGCUAUCAAGUAAAGUAAAAUGGAAAAAUGUUAUGAUUUAAAUUCAUGGGCUUUUGUUUAAAAAACAAACAAAAACAAAUCGUGUGCAAGAUAUUCCUCAUUUGUUAUGCCUUGAUUGUGUGCGCUAAUAACACCACAAAGUGGGUGCAAACUAAAUUCUUCUUAUGAAUAAGAAUUUUUAUGCAGAUCAAUAAUACAGACUUUGGAGUCUGUGCACUUAAAUUACAGGAAAUGGUACCUAAUUCUUUUCACUUGAUUAUUAAGCUAACUUUGCUGCCACCUGGUGGCUUUCACCUUGUUACUGCAUUGAACCUAGUGCCUGUAUUCCCAGAUUUAAAUCAACAUUUAGUCUUCAGGUGUCCAUAUUAAUAACACUGCAAAGUAAGUUUCCUCUUCAUGCAGGCUGACUUCCAGAACAAGGACUGGUCAUUUUUAUUUCUCUGUACCUUCAGAAAAGAGGGCAGAAGGAAAACGUCAGGUUCUCUUCUUAACUCACCAAGCUGCUUCACUACUAUUCUGUCCUUUCCUCUUCUGUGGAUGUUUAAGAAAUGCAAAACUGAUGUGUCUGUGUUUUACCUGUGCAUAACUUACCUGUCACUAUAUCUCUGAAAACAGGGGCUGUUCAUAAAAUCUAUAUAAAAGCAAUGGUUAAAGAGAUCUGGUCAUUUGAGUAGCUCAUAUAAGUGAAGUCCAAUGAGUGGGAUCCAAGAAACUGUUGCUUACAGAAGAGACUUCCCCCCACUGCCUCAUUGCUACUGCAGCCUGUGUUUCUUCCUAUGAACUGUGCCAGGGAAUUUGCUGGACUCUCUGCAGUACAUGGGACGUAGCAAAAAGGGGCAAUCUCUUUCCACAAUGGGCUCUCUGGACCCUACCCCCAUCUUGUAACUAACAUAGUAGUCAAGCUACUAAAUCUUUGUGCUGGCCUUUCGCUGUGAGCAGUACUUGUUCAAUAUGUACAUUCUAAGCUGUUGUGUGUAUCACUAUCUAUCUCGCUGGCUUUCUUCAGAUUUGCUAAAAACUGAUAUCGUGCUAUGGACUUUAAUCCAGUUUUGGAUGAUAUAUUGAUAUAUAUCGCCCAGCCCUAGCACCGACCUCUGACCUCCACCUGGGCAAGCCAAAGGUGUCGUCCAGGGCACGUUCCAGACAGGCAAAAACUCCCAAGGAGGGUGUGAAUCAGGGACCAGUGACGAAAAAUGGUCUGGAGAAAGUUCUGAGUGUCAAGUAGAGGUCUGGGAGACCGCAUCCAGGUUCCUCACUCCUAUUCCUGGGGGGAAAUAAUUCAGCAUGAGCUAUUUUCUUAAAUUGAGCAAUUGGGGGGGGGGGUCUUUUGCUAAAUCACCGCCAUUACUUGGGUCUAGUAAGCGUGCAGUAAGUUUGAUGUAUUGAUAAUGUAACUAUAGGUUUGGUUUUUUUUUUUAAAAAAAGCAGUUGAUUGAAUCCAAAGGUUGCACAAGCAGAAGACAGCUCAUGCAACCAAUCUUUUUAUUGUAGCCGCAGCUCAUGCUGUUCAGGAGGACUCCCAGCCCUCCAGAGAGACUUUGUGGAGACGCAGGCUAAGAGGAAAUACCAGUUGCAUGAGUGGUCUUCAACUCAUAUACAGACUGUGGCUCUAUCCCAGUGUCAGCUUGAAAACGUUCUAUCACCUUUCCUAAGUGAUCAGCUAAAUUAAGCUGUGCUGGUUAGACUUGUAUGUUUAAUAUGAUCCGUAUUUUAUUUAAAUUAAUUACUCACCCCCCCUGAUCCCCCCCCCAUAUUUGCACCAAAGAUUCCAAACCAAAAUAAUUUAUGUGUGGAUGACAAGUUUUCCAUACUUUACUUUCACAUCCCACACAGUGAAUGCUGGAUUGGCCUCCCCUCUGUUACCUCACAGGGCUGGUUCCAUGCUAGUAACAUCAGCAAAUGUUUGCUGUAGACUAUCUGUAAGUCUCUAGACUAGUGCUUAAAUAACAUGAACCAAAUUGGCAUGGUGAGUGCUGGCUAAUCAAUGUGGCUUAAGAUGUCUUCUUUGCAAAAGCUUCCAAUUUUGAUGUUGUCUUAGUAGCAGUUGACCUUGUGCUUUGUAGAGGCGGGAGCUAUGUGGCUGUUUUGGGAGAAGCCAUAACAAAGCAGUCAAGGCAGGGCUUUGAGUAUGUCUUCUGAAAACCUCUGAAAAUCAGACUUCCAGAUUCUUUUUCUAUACAAACAUUGAUAGCAUAUUAAGAAGCUGUCCUACUGAACUUUCACAUUAAUCCUUAAGAGAGGAAGUGUGAAGGUCUUCCGCUAUUUACAUAGUGGGUUGCUUCGAUUUAUAUCAUAGAACGGACCCACUGAAAUCACUGAAGUUAGAUUAGUCAUUCUCAUUUAAAUCAGUGUAUGAUUUAAAUCAAGAGUAUGACUUCAAUUGAUACAACUUAGCCUGCCAAGUGUGAGAGUCCGGAAAGAGUAGCUGAUGAUUCGCUUUAGUUCCUGUGGUUGGCAUAGCGUGUAUACUAGUUGCCCAUUGUUGAAAGUUCAAGUUUUCUUUUGUGCAAAGUGCACUGGUGUCCGAAAGCUAGUUGUGGGGUUUUUGUUUUAUGUUGGAGCUGUCUCAAUUUUAUUGCUGCUUCACCUUUAUUAUUAUUACUAUAUUUCUUUUAAAAAAAGAUUUGCUCGUUCCUUUCUAGUGGUAGAAACUACUUUACUCGAAAUUUAAUGAAAAUGAAGUGCGAGAAGACGCUCAUUAUUCUAGUCUUCCUGAUUUCUUGUACAAUUUAUAUUCUUAGUAUUUACGGCAUAAUUAAGACUUCUUACUAACAUGGCUGCUUCAUUGUAGGAGGACUGACCAACGGUAGUGGUCGCUAUAUCUCUGCAGCCCCUGGAGCAGAAGCAAAGUAUCGCAGUGCAGCAAACACCUCCAGUCUUUUUAGCUCCAGCAGCCAAUUGUUUCCUCCUUCGCGCCUCCGUUACAGUCGGUCUGACAUUAUGCCUUCUGGACGUAGUAGGUUACUGGAAGAUUUCCGAAACAAUCGCUUCCCUAAUCUUCAACUAAGAGACUUAGUUGGACACAUAGUUGAGUUUUCACGGGACCAGCAUGGCUCUAGGUUAGUAUUUGUAACUUAUACUGAUGAGUUUGGAGAACACUUACAAUGAUAAACAUUCCCUUUAAUUGGGUCUUGCGGAGAAACACAUGGUAUUUCUGUCAUUUUAAUUCUCAACGUGAAAAGAGCUAGAGCUUCCUUCUUAAUGGGCCUUUUCAGACAGUGCAUAGUUACUUUAGGAGUAAGCAGGCGUGGCCAUCUGGCUUUCAAGCCCGUCUUCUAAAAAAAAAAAAAAAAGGCUAACAUGAGAGAAAUCUUCAUUCUGAGUAAUGAAUCACAAGCAAUUUACAUGGAUUUCAUUCCACUGAAGUUGACGAUUUCAUCCUAGUGUAGUCAUAAUAAAUAAUGGAGAUAUUAAUUUACAGUAAUCUCUUCUAGGACUAUGCCACAGUAGCUUACCAGUUACAAUUUAACUAAAAUUUCAUAAACUUGUAAAGAAACCAAAUAUCCUGGAGGAUAUUUGAUACUAUUGGAUCCCUUCCAAUCGGUAUUCAGGCCUCACCAUGGGCCUGAAACUGCCUUGGUUGCGCUGGGCUAGGGACAAAGGUGAGAGCUGUUUCCUAGUUCUGCUGGAUCUCUCAACGGCCUUUGACACCAUCGUCCAUAACAUCCUUCUGGACCGUCUAGAGGGGCUGGGAGCUGGGGGCACUGUUAUACAGUGGUUCCGCUCCUUUCUCCUGGGCCGUGUCCAGAAAGUGGUGUUGGGGGAUGAGUGUUCAGACCCCUGGGCUCUCACAUGUGUCCCUCAGGGUUCCGUCCUCUCCCCCAUGCUUUUAAUAUCUAUAUGAAGCUGCUGGGAGAGAUCAUCAGGGGGUUUGGGCUGGGUGUUCAUCAGUAUGCAGAUGACACCCAGCUCUACCUCUCUUUUAAAUCGAAACAAGUGAAGGUGGUGAAGGUCCUGUAAGGUGCCUGGAGGCGGUUGGAGUCUGGAUGGUGGCUAACAGAUUGAGGUUGAAUCCUGACAAGACAGAAGUACUGUUUUGGGGGGACGGGGUGGGCAGGUGUGGGGGACUCCCUGGUCCUGAAUGGGGUAACUGUGCCCCUGAAGGACCAGGUGCACAUCCUGGGAGUCAUUUUGGACUCACAGCUGUCCAUGGAGGUGCAGGUUAAUUCUGUGUCCAGGGUGGCUGUCUAUCAGCUCCAUCUGGCUCGCAGGCUCAGACCCUACCUGCCCGCGGACUGUCUCGCCAGAGUAGUGCAUGCUCUAGUUAUCUCCCGCUUGGACUACUGCAAUGCGCUCUACAUGGGGCUACCUUUGAAGGUGACCCAGAAACUGCAAUUAAUCCAGAAUGCGGCAGCUAAACUGGUAACUGGGAGUGGCCGCCGGGACCAUAUAACACCGGUCCUGAGAGAUCUUCAUUGGCUCCCAGUACGCUUCCAAGCACAAUUCAAAGUGUUGGUGCUGACCUUUAAAGCCCUAAAUGGCCUCUGUCCUGUAUACCUGAAGGAGCAUCUCCACCCCCAUCAUUCAGCCCGGACACUGAGACCCAACGCCGAGGGCCUUCUGACUGUUCCCUCACUGCGAGAAGUGAGCUUGCAGGGAACCAGACAGAGGGCCUUCUCGGUAGUGGCGCCCGCCCUGUGGAACGCCCUCCCAUCAGAUGUCAAGGAAAUAAGCAGCUAUCCUAUUUUUAAAAGAAAUCUGAAGGCAGCCCUGUUUAGGGAAGUUUUUAAUAUUUAAUGCUGUAUUGUUCUUAACACUUGAUUGGGAGCCGCCCAGAGUGGCUGGGGCAACUCAGCCAGAUGGGCGGGGUAUAAAUAAUAAAAUUCUUACUCUUAUUCUUAUGUUAUUUUCAGUUUGUUUGUUUUUACUACUUUGCUCUAGUUAUUCGACUUCUAUUCAACUUGAGGUUUUUACUUAUGUACAAUUCUGGUGCUUACAGAUUUAUACAGCAGAAAUUAGAAAGAGCCACUCCAGCUGAACGUCAAAUGGUAUUUAGUGAGAUUCUGCAAGCAGCAUAUCAGCUGAUGACGGAUGUGUUUGGCAACUAUGUCAUACAGAAAUUCUUUGAGGUAAGUGCAUAAAGGAAGCUGUUCAAAGGUUUUUAACCUCUGAGUUUGUUCUGAUGGGGGGGAAACCCAGACUAUAUUCCGACUCCCCUGUUUGUGGUGUUGAAGGCUGCUCACAUGCUUUUCUUUCCAGCUUUCCACAGGUUUGAAUAAUCCACUGAUAGGCGAUUUAACUUUCUUAUAGUGGCGUGAGAUGACUUUCAUAGUAACACGCAGAGAGGUGUGUUUGGUUUUUGUUAACAGUGCCUUCCCUUCUCUCGUAGUUUGGAAGCAUAGACCAGAAGUUAGCCCUUGCUACGCGCAUUCGUGGGCAUGUUCUCCCAUUAGCUCUGCAGAUGUACGGUUGCCGUGUAAUUCAGAAAGCCCUUGAGUCUAUCUCACCUGACCAGCAGGUAAUUGUAAGUUAGAACAAUAUUUUUGUAUUCCAUUACAAAAAAACCCACAAAUGUAAAAUGUUUCCUGUUUUGCUUUGCUGGGAAACGUGCUUGUAACAAUAUAGUAGUCUGAUUCUUUAUAGAAGGCACGAUUCUUGUUAAAUCAUAAUUGGGAAAUGCACACUUGCGGGGAAAGUAACCUGUUACGGACCUGUGUAACCUGGUAAUGCCAAAUUAUUCCUCUGUAGAAUGAAAUGGUGAAGGAGCUCGAUGGGCACGUCCUGAAAUGCGUGAAGGAUCAAAAUGGAAACCACGUGGUACAAAAAUGUAUAGAAUGUGUCCAGCCCCAGUCACUCCAAUUUAUUAUUGAUGCUUUCAAAGGACAGGUAAUUAGUUUUUUUAUAUUUACUUUUUUUAACUGAAUGGUUACUAUCCAUAAUCACAGCUUUUCAGAUAACAUUGGUUAGCACGCUGUUGCUAAUAUAGUCUUCCUAAGUGUGUCUCAUUUGUUUAGGGUCCUAUCCAGUGCUGUUGUUCUGCUGGUGCAAUGGAACAUUAUUUCCCCUGAAACCCUCCCCUCCGAACCCUCAAAAUCUGAUCCAGGGAAGACCCUCUGCAGCAGGCCAAGGAAGGGAAGCUCCACCAUGUGAGCAGAACUCUGUGCACACAGGGUCGGAUGCAACCCUUAAUUUGCCACGCAGGGCCAAGCCAAGACAUUUAGCCACCUGAGGCAAACUACAAAAUGGCUUCCCCCUCUCCGCCAGGGAAGAAACGGGGAGUGAAGAUUGACGUCAGGAAUAAAGGGGGCAUAAAGAUCUAUAUGGGAUCCGUUGCCCUGUGGAUCGUGCCGCCUGAGGCAGUUGCUUUACCUGGCCUCAUGGGUGGGCCAGCCCUGCACAGGCCCCUCUGCUCAGAGGGAGCAUGGCCCACCUAUAUUCAGAAGUUCUGGUUGGUCACCAACUUCAUCAGCUGCAGGGAUAUGGUUGCAUGCAUCCACUGGCAGGCUCUGUGCUUACCACGGCAGUGCAAAUGAGCGGGGUGGCAGGCAGAUGAGGGCGAGAAGCUCACUAUGUCCCUUGCUGCCUUUGGGUCUUUGGUUACUGGCAUCAGGAAGCACACACAGCCUGGGAUGUAUGCUGCUUCUUGGGGUUGCAGUAUACUGUUCUCCAUAAGAAAAGCUUGCUAGUCGCUCCCCCUUUUUUUCUCUGUAGCAAGUCACCAAAGAAAGAAAAGUUUGCUUACCUAUGUAUGAUGAGAGUGGCAUGUGCUUUGGAGUCUCUGCAUGCAUUGCUCUGCCCUGCCAGGUUGGUUCUGAACAGGGAAGAGCUUCCCUGUCAUACAGAAUCUCAGUUUAGAUAAGUGGCUUUGCUUCAUGAAGACUCCUGGUUAUUUUGCAGUAUUGGGGUCGGAGAGCUUUAAAUAAUGCCAAUAUAUUUGGCAUCUGGCAACCAUUGCACCCCUUCGGUUUCCGAUGGUACAUGGGUAGAGAAGUAUAAAAAGCCUGGGACACAACCGUCUAGCCUAAAUACAGAAAUAUUUAAAGGUAAAGGGACCCCUGACCAUUAGGUCCAGUCGUGACCGACUCUCGGGUUGCGGCGCUCAUCUCGCUUUAUUGGCUGAGGGAGCCGGCGUACAGCUUCCAGGUCAUGUGGCCAGCAUGACUAAGCCCCUUCUGGCAAACCAGAGCAGCGCACAGACACGCCAUUUACUUUCCCGCCAGAGCAGUACCUAUUUAUCUACUUGCACUUUGACGUGCUUUUGAACUGCUAGGUGGGCAGGAGCAGGGACCAAGCAACGGGAGCUCACCCAGUAACGGGGAUUCGAACCGCCAACCUUCUGAUCGGCAAGUCCUAGGCUCUGUGGUUUAACUUACAGCGCCACCCGCAUCCCCUACAGAAGUAUUUAGCCUAGCCUAAAUACAGAAGUAAUGUAUUUGGCAUUAACUUGGGAAGUGUACACUCGAUUCUAACCAAACUAAGCCUCCUGGUGUAUGUUGUGCUCUAGGAGGCUUAGUUUGGUCAGAACUGAGUGUACACAUGAAUAAUAAUAAUAAUAAUAAUCUGUUGGGAGCUGCCCAGAGUGGCUGGGGAAUGAAUGAAUGAAUGCAUGAAUGAAUAAAUGAAUACUACUACUACUUGUUGUUGUUACUACUACUACUACUACUACUACUACUACUACACUUCCAGAGUUAACACUAAAUACAUUAUUUCUGGUAAAUGAGCCACCAUAGCUGCUAGAGGGCCAUGAAAAUUUGUGUCCCUGGCUUUUUAGACUCGUCUACCCUUGUACUACCUGAAACCAAAGGGCACAUUAGUUCCCAGAUGUGAAUUUUUUUCAGCUGUCCUACCCCACUGCAUUGGUCUUCAGAAUACAGACCCCUUCACAUAUUAAACUCUGUAAUGGGACGUGAAGAAAAAGUUCCUGUCUUGUGCAACAGGGGAUCAAAAUUUUCCUAUAGGUGCGGUGUAAUUUCUUGCCAAAGGGAAAAUGCACGAAUAUCUGUGUUCGGUGUUACACAAUAUAUUAAAAAGUAAAAGUCACUUGUUCUCCCUCCUUCCAAAAACCAUGUUUACAUCGAAUGUUUUUCAAUAAUGUGGUGUAAUUAAAGAUAGGAAAAUCUCCUUUUGAGCACCUGAGGCAUCUUCAUCUGGAAUAGAGCAAAUUUAAUGCAGUGUGUGUUAAUAAUUACAAUCCUGUCGUUUUAAGGUGUUUGUGCUUUCAACUCAUCCUUAUGGCUGCAGAGUAAUUCAACGUAUUCUGGAGCACUGCACUGCUGAACAGACACUUCCCAUUUUAGAAGAACUGCAUCAGCACACAGAACAACUUGUGCAGGUUGGUGUACACUGAAAUAUUAUGGGGAGCACAAAAUAUAUUGUGUAGCUGUAUUUUUAUUAGCAAACAUUAAUCAGAGUUUGGGUAUAUUGGAAGUAAAUUGUUUAAAAAAGUUCAUGUCAACCUUUUCAGUUAUUAGAUUUUUGGUGUAGUAUCUGUUGGGCAUUAUCAGUUUCCCUAUAUAACUUUAAAUGCUACAGUUCCAAAACAUGGGUAUGUAAGAGUGGUCUCCUCUUCAACUUAGGUUUUUUGGGCGCUUUAAAAAAUGCUAAACUAAUGUAUAUGCUUGAGACAACUUAAGUGUGUUACUUUCAGGAUCAAUAUGGGAACUAUGUUAUUCAACAUGUGCUGGAACAUGGACGUCCUGAAGACAAGAGUAAAAUUGUGUCUGAAAUCAGAGGCAAGGUUCUAACUCUGAGUCAGCAUAAAUUUGCCAGGUAUAGUUAACAGUGAAUUACUAAUUGCUGUUUAAUAUUGGGCAGUGAAGGACUGCUUUAUUAUUCCUUUCUGUGCCUUUAUAUCUGCCUUUCUUUCAUCUUGGAACCCAAUGCAGUCACCCCUUUAAGGCACCGACCAAACCCAGACCUGAAAUAUAAUAGGGUCAGUUUAGCUAUUGCUACUCCUAAGUGCUCCACAGGAUAACUCAAAAGACUUGGGCCACGUGAUGGGAACCCAAGCUGGGAUUCCUCCCUUUGCAAGCAUCGCCUUUCCUAAAAAGUGGGCAACACUGCCAUGGGGAAUGGUUGUACUUCUCUCUGAUGGAAAUGAGAAUGUGAUGCUCCCUCUUCUGACACAAGGAGGAGUCAUUUCAGCAGAAUCUGCACCUCAGAGGUUAAUGUACAUGAGAGGCCACAGGGAUAGAUUAGCACAAUACAGUAAUGUUGUGUUGUCUCAUAGUUUAAGUGCCAUGUAUUUCAUUUCAAUGUGUAGCGUUUAAUCUGCUUAGUAAUGUAUUUAGCUGGAUCUAAUUUGUCUCUUUAUCUAUUCUUUAUUCCAUUCCAUUCUGUAAUCUUUCCUGUAUUCUGUUCCGUAAUCUUUUUCAGCAAUGUGGUAGAAAAAUGUGUCACUCACGCAUCUCGUGCGGAAAGAGCUUUACUUAUUGAUGAAGUGUGUUGCCAGAAUGACGGUCCUCACAGUGCCUUAUACACCAUGAUGAAGGACCAAUAUGCAAACUACGUUGUUCAGAAGAUGAUUGACAUGGCUGAACCUGCUCAGCGAAAGAUUAUAAUGCACAAGGUAAUUGUGCAUAUCUGCUCCAGACUUUGAAAGAACUCUUAAUUUAAAAAUCAUUUCCCAGCUUUUGCAAACUUUGGAUAACUCUUGCAUGCUUUUGUGUCUGACAGUUUCUCUCUCUCCCCCACAACCCAAUAACUCCAUGUUUUAAUUCCUCAUUUUGUAAGUAGCAUAACUGAAAAUAGGAUGAAAGUUAAUGAUACUGAUUUCAAAUAGGUUCUUUAAAAUUUCUGUGUUGUUCAUAUGAAAAAGGUAAAGGUUAAGGACCCCUGGAUGGUUAAAUCCAGUCAAACAUAACUGUGGGGUGUGGCACUCAUCUCACUUCAGGCUGAGACAGCAUUUGUUCACAGACAGCUUUCCGGGUCAUGUGGCCAGCAUGACUAAACCACUUCUGGUGCAACGGGACACCGUGAUGGAAACCAGAGCGCACGGAAAUGCUGUUUACCUUCCCGCUGCUGCGGUACCUAUUUAUCUAUUUGCAUUGGUAUGAUUUUGAACUGCUAGGCUGGCAGGAGCUGGGACAGGGCAACGGGAGCUCACCCCGUCGUGCGGUUUCGAACCACCACCCUUCUGAUCCGCAAGCCCAAGAGGCUCAGGUUCAUAUAAAUAUGGAUGGAAAUGAUAAUUUAUUCAACCUGGAUAGCUCUGUUGGUUGGAGCGUGGUGCUGAUAAUGCCAAGAUUGCAGGUUCAAUCCCCGUAUGGGGCAGCUGCAUAUUCCUGCGUUGCAGGAACGAGAAGAUCCUCAGGUGUUCUUCCAUCUCUAUGAUUCAACAGUAACCAUGCUUUUUUACUAGACUGUAGAUACACACCUGGUUGCAAAUAAUGUUGAACUACAGUGGUGCCUCGCAAGACGAAAUUAAUUCGUUCUGCGAGUUUUUUCGUCUUGCGAAUUUUUCAUCUUGCGAAGCACGGUUUCCCAUAGGAAUGCAUUGAAAAUCAAUUAAUGCGUUCCUAUGGUCAAAAAAAGUCCAAACCAAGCCAAAUUUGGUACAAAAAUAGUUUAUUAAGUGAUCGCUCUUUAAAGUCACACAUACUGUAAAGAGCAUUUCAAAAAUUGAAGGAACAAUAAUUUAAGUUUCUAAACAUGACAGAAAAGCAUUUAAAACUCACCAAAGUGUACUGUACAUACAUUUUCUAAGACUCUGGGGGACAACUCGAAGAAGGUUCCUCUUCCACUCUUUGCUUCUUGCUGAAGAACCUGACCCCCCCCCCAGCCACCCACCACACAGAAAUCCAAACCCAGAAUUCUUUUUUUAAAAAAACAGCAGAGUGCCCCAAUGGUCACAAAAAAUCAUAAAAAUGCAGGAAAAAAACCACAAGCUUCCAGAUUCUUGCAAACCCCUCCCCAACACCAAGUCCUUGAAUUCCAAACACCCCAACCCAAAAUCCAAAAACCCCAAAAAGUUUUAAAAGUUUAACUUACCAAAUGGCUGCAAAAGAAGUUUUGGAAAAGCUUCAAAAAUCACCAAAGUCUUCAAAAACCUCAAAAAAGGCUACCACACCGCGUGCUAUGAGUUGCUCCUCGAAGUCAAGUCGCAACUGCACCUCUUCAAGCAAUGCACCCUGGGUAUUAACGGUUUUAAGAAAAAGGAAACAAACUUGCAAGACGUUUUCGUCUUGCGAAGCAAGCCCAUAGGGAAAUUCGUCUCGCGAAGCAACUAAAAAAACGAAAAACUCUUUCGUCUUGCGAGUUUUUCGUCUUGCGAGGUACCACUGUAUAGCUAAAUGUGAACAAGCAGCAUGCUUGUGUGUAAUGCCUGCUUCACUCUUUCCAUGCUUUAUUACUUAUAUGCAGUGCUUUUUUCUGGGGGUACGCAUACCCCUAAACAUUUUGUGAAUCUAAGUUUGGCCUCAUUGAGGGGCAUUAUUUCAAUAUGAGUAGGAAAAUGAGAGUACCCCAAAACAUUUUUUAAAGAAAAAAACCACUGGUUAUAUGUAAUACAUGAUUCUCCCAGUUUAGCCUCACAGUGAGGUCGGUUAGGCAGAGAGUGAGUGGCUGACCCAAACCAUUGAGCUUCAGUGCUGAGUGGGGAUUUGAAUCCUGGUCUCCAAGGUGCUGCUCUUGCACUGCCCAGAAACAUUCCACAAUGUGGCUUGUUGUGAUGCCUGAACUGGGUUCAUUCCUCCUCUCCAAACAAACCAUGUUCAGAAGCCAAAUUUUGUUCUUGGCUUACCUCUUGUUUGUUCGGAGAAGCAAACUACUAGCUUGGAUGUGAACAUCAUUGUCUGUGAACUCUUGUGAAGGGAAGGCUUAAAGGAAGACAUAUCUGCCCCAGUAGAAGAGUUCCUUGCUAGGAAGCAGUGGAUCAAAAUGUAGUACAGUGGUACCUUGGUUCUCAAACUUAAUCCAUUCUGGGAGUCCAUUCGACAACUAAGGCGAGGCUUCCGAUUGUCUGCAGGAGCUUCCUGCAUCAGAUGUUCGGUUUCCGAAAAACGUUCGCAAACCGGAACGCUUAUAUCUGGGUUUGUGGUGUUCAGGAGCCGAUUUGUUUGACAAAUAAGCCGUUUGGGAACCAAGGUACCACUGUAAUUUUUCUUACGCCUGGUCCUCACUUGGGUUCAUCUUAAAUAUUAUUUGUCUCUGAAGAUUUUAUCAUUGAUCUCGGAGUUCAUAAACAUUAAUGUAAAACUAACAAAGAUGUCUUGAAUAUUCUGCUUCAGUUUAUCAUCUGCUCUCUUCGUGAUAGGAAUGUUUUGACUAAAACCUGGAUUUUCUUAUUGCAGAUUCGCCCCCAUAUUACCACCCUGCGCAAAUACACCUACGGCAAACAUAUCCUUGCCAAGCUGGAAAAGUAUUACCUGAAGAACAGUGCUGACCUGGGCCCAGUUGGAGGGCCACCCAAUGGAAUGCUUUAAGGACACAUUCAGAAAAUCUUGAAGAUGAAUUUUAUUGUGAAUUAUCAAAACAUACAACUUAACUCAAAACGUUGUGAUUUUUUUUAUAUAAAAAAACCCCCUAUUUAUUGACUCUUCAUGCAUUUGUAAAAAUUUUUAUUCUUGUGUAUAUUUUUGGGGAAUGAAUUGCAACAUAUUGCCAUUUCUUAUCAGAGACCUAUCAGAUUGUGUGGCUCACAAAGCACAGAAUGCCUGUAAAUGAUGUAACUAUCCGAAUAGCUCUCACAUUUUGUAAAUUUUUACCUUGUAAAGUCAUUGAAUAAAAUAGUUUUUAAAGGGAAAAAAAAGUACAGUAUUCUUUUAAUAUACUGGCUCACAAUCUGGUAGGUCUCCCCAACAUCACAGCACAUGUUUAUAUAGUUGUAUAUAGAAAUUAGUUUAAUUUCUCCCCCCACCCCUUUGUGCGGAAUCCUUUUUUUAUAACAGAUGAAAAUAGAUGAUUGCAUAAUUAUUAUUUAACAUGUUACAGAAAGUUAAGUUCUGUAUUUUGGUGGUUCACAAUUUUAUAAUCCAAAUAGCAAUCAGGGCACUGAAGAAUAUCAGUAAGGAAUGAUAAAAUGUGAACAUUGAGGAAUAGUUUCUACCUUUUUACUUUGGAAACAAUUUUCCUUUUUCUUUUAAUGUAAUGUGCCCUUUUCUCUAGCAGUGUAUAAAAGCCAUGUAUAUACUUAAAUAUUUAAUUGAUGUGCAAGAUAGGGGAAUAAAAAUCAAGGUGGUACUUUGGUCCAGCAACGUACUGUCUGGGAAAAGAGUAAACCUGCAUUAAAAUAAUAGGCAGUCAGUGGGCAUAAGGUGUGUGCUUUGCUUUGCAUAUACAAUUGUAAGACAGGAUUUGAAAGUGUUGAUAGGCUUUGUGUUCUCACAGGUAGCUGCAAACGGUAGGCAGUUAAUGGUGGAGGAAAGGCCUACUGAGACUUUGAUAGCUCAACAUCUAAAGCAUGAUUAAAUAUUCAAAUAACUUUUUGCUUCCUUAUAAAUAUAAGCAUUAUAUAAGUAUAGUUAAUAGAUGUAAGUUUACCGUUUGUAAGCAGAUUUCUUGUUUUCAAUGUUUUACAAGCCUUGCUAAUUGAGUAGUGACGCUUACUUUGGUUGUACAGAUGUACAUUUGUAAACCUCCAUGCUGUAAAUGUAAUUUGUUUUACCCCUUUUGGGAAGAAAAUUUGCAUUUUAGUGUAUAUUCAUACCCCUGUCCCUUUUUUGCCCUGACAUAGUGUUGUAUAAUGUAAAUUUAUUUCAGCAAAUCAAGACUGAUUUUUUAAAAGAUUCUAUCUUUAUAUGGUUUCAGAACUACGAACCAGCUUUCUUUUAUCUAUUAUGAGGAAAUGUUUUUGUUUAACAUAGUUGUUCUGUUAAUAUGGAUAUUUGGGGAACUUAAUCAGUUUAAACAUUAAUGAGAAUAAAGGCAAAUUAAUGGACUGAAAUACUGACCACACAAACCAGUGCUUCUUCCAUCUUAAAUGUGGCACGAUUUGUUUUUGUACAGAAGAGUACUGUAUUUUUGGACAGCUUACUUCAUCCUAAAGCAAAUAUGUAUGAUACUGUCAAUUUUUCUCUGAACAAGACACUGUAACAGUAAGAUAAAAGCUGUACAUUUACAAGCGGCCUUAUGUACAUUUCCCAGUUUCCUUUUUAAGGCAGAAUUGUGACCAUAUGUGUAUAAUUAAAAUCCUUUUUAAUCCUUUGCCUAUGAAAAUAUUUUGGAAAGAAGCUUACUUUGUAUAUUCAGUUUCGGAAAGAUAAAGUGCUUUGUAUUUUGUUCAAGUCAGUAUUUUGUGUAAACACUUCAUUUUGAUGUCAUAACAUAGGUGCUUUGUCUCAAAGCUGCUGGAAGUAGUGAUGUGACUAUAGAUUGCAUUGAAACCUUUUGUGGAGAGGCCUAGAGAGAAGAUAGGAGAGCAACAUGUCAUCUCAUUUACAAAAUGCUCAUUUUUAUUAAAAAUAUAAUCACAGCAUACAGACAUUUGCUUACAACAAAAUUUAGUAUGUUGAUAAUUUAACACAACUGCUCAACAGUUACUUACACCUUAAAAUAACUCAAGUAUCUCUCACAAUUUGAAUUUAUAUAGUAGUUUCCUCCUUUCCCUAUAUUUAACUUUUGAAUUUAAGUUUAAUGACAGUUAUAGAACAUUUUCCCAGUAGAUACAGGAAACUACUAAUCUUUCCAGGGAGUUUGCCAUUGGAUAUGGUGGUUCAUGAGAGGGGAGGUGUGUAAUACCUCUAGUCUAUCAAGUUAAAAUUUCUUCCAUUUGUCUCAAACAGUCUUCAAACAAUAAUUCAGUAUUCUUUGGUACAUUUCACGUCUGUUCUGUAACCUGUUGGCUGGCCUAAGUGGCAUAGUUAUACUCUAAUAAUAUUUUAUCUUCUGUUAAUCUGACCAAUACUUUCUCUAAUCAGUUGUAUAUUUCUGCAGAAGUAGUGUAGGAAACCAAGCAUACUUUCCCACAUAAUAAUCUUUCUUGGUUUGAGGAUGUUCUUCCCACUACAGUCUCUUCCCAAUGUAGAUUUGGUUAUGGAACAUUUUUUCCUAGUCUGUUUAGGUCUGUUCUGCCUCUAGGCUGCUCUUAGUUCAUAUUGAAUAAUGUAAUGUUCACUUGUAAUAUGCUGUAAAGAAAACAACAAAAUGAAAAUGUGUGAAUAACUUUAUGCAA
Podarcis lilfordi (Lilford's wall lizard) is the source of this 63078-nucleotide messenger RNA. NCBI's taxonomy places the organism in Eukaryota, Metazoa, Chordata, Lepidosauria, Squamata, Lacertidae. The record is from the annotation of a GenBank genome assembly.